This is a messenger RNA of Coregonus sp. 'balchen', 45855 nucleotides long. The record is from the annotation of a GenBank genome assembly. Lineage: Eukaryota; Metazoa; Chordata; Actinopteri; Salmoniformes; Salmonidae.
AUGGAGAACAGGAUGUAGGAAAAAGGAGACGAGGGAGAGAGGAAGUACAGAGGACAGAGAGAAAGGCUCUUGGUUGGUUGAAACGCGACACUCAUGCAAUGACUGCUGCAUCAACGUCCUUCCUGGCUGAUCAUGUCAGGUCAUGGCUUUGGCUGAUGAUGGGACUCUGAUAUUGAUUGGAGAAAAAGCCUGAUUCAGAGCUGAGGAAGUUGGAGGAGGAUGCCCUCAUUGACUCAGGGCUGGGAGGGCUGGGCCGUAUCCCUGAUGGGGCGUUUUCUUUUAGAUCAGAAAUAUAGGUGAACCAAACCUGCCAAACCAGACUUACAGUAGCUAUCACAAUGGAAAAAUCAAACACACACAGACGCGGUGUCACUUUGUGUGUGAAAUGGGCCCCACACGUGUUCGUAUCUGGGCCUGAAGUGCUUUGUUGUUGAGUCACCCUAUAGCUGAAAUUUCCUCUGAGCAAAAGCAGCACAAUCCAAUCAACACACCAGCACGCCUACUAAUUAAUGUUCUUUCAGUUCAUCAUUAAUUAUCUCCCCCCUUCCCUCCCUCCCAUCCCUCCCUCCCCCUCUCUCUUUCCCUCCCUCCCUCCCUCUCUCUGUAUAUAUUGUAUAUGGUCUUCUCUAAAUAAAGGAAGGUUGUAUUAAUUGAUAAAUUGAUCUAAUUAAGGAGCUAGUGAACACAGAUGUUCUCCUCUUUUCUCCAGGCCUUUGUCAAUAUGGAUUUAAUUAAUUAACAAUUCCCCUCCCCUUGUCGUGCCUCAGCGGACUGUGGGACCAUGGGUGUGUGUGUGUGUGUGUGCGUACGUCAGUGGAGGCUGCUGAGGGGAGGACAGCUCAUAAUAAUGGCUGGAAUGGAGCCUUUGGAAUGGCAUCAAACACAUGGAAACCAUGUGUUUGAUGUAUUUGAUACCAUUCCACUUAUUCCACUCCAGCCAUUACCAUGAGCCCGUCCUCCCCAAUUAAGGUGCCACCAACCUCCUGUGGCGUACGUGUGCUUGUGCGUGUGUGUGGAGAGGAGAGGCUGGGGGAAAGAAAGGAAGAGCUGUGUUUUAUUUCAUCAAACAGUUUAAACCCAUUGGGCAAAAAUUGGUUCAAUCUACGUUGUUUCCACACCAUUCAAAACGAAUGUGGAAAACUGAUUGGAUUUGAAAAAGUCAGCAACUUAAGGGAAUUUUGUCUUUUUUCACCCAACUUUUAACCUAAAUCCAAUGACAUGGAGAAAUGUUUUGUUGAUUUCACUUUGAAUUCAAGUUCAUUGACAACUCAACCAAAAUUAAAUCAAAACUAGACGUUGAAAUGACGUCUGUGCCCAGUGGCAAGUGAGUGUUCCUCUGUGACGUGUCUUAGCCAAAAGCUCUGUCUGACAGGCAGACAGUUUCCUGUCAAGAGUAUUACAUUUGGAGCGGAUGUCAAGAGGAGCUCAGAGGAAUGCAUUUUUAUCAGACAGAGAGAGAGAAAGAGAAGGAGAAGGUUUUUUCUCCUCUUCUUUUCAUGAGAUUAGUGAAAUUUUGUUUCUUAAUCCCGAGGCUUUUUUGCCGAAGCAAGGAGCUUCAGUUUGAUCUUGUGAUAAAGCACAGAUAGAGAUAAGGAAGUAUGAUAGUCCCAUGUAGCUCAGUUGGUAGAGCAUGGCGUUCGCAACGCCAGGGUUGUGGGUUCGAUUCCCACGGGGGGCUAGUAUGAAAAAAUAAAUAAAAAUUAUGCACUCACUAACUGUAAGUCGCUCUGGAUAAGAGCGUCUGCUAAAUGACUAAAAUGUAAAUGUAAUGAUACUCCUCGGUUUAGACGAUAGGGUGAUUAACAACACACAGCAAUGAUGGGAUGUCAUACUUCCCAGAAUGCUUUACUGUCAUUAGUAUUCCCAAUAUAGGCCUACUGUUGGGAGGUAUUGUCUGUCCCAAACUACACUUGCUUUCACACACACAUUUCAUGCACACUUUCUCUUUCACAUACAAAUGUCCCCUCUUUCACAGUGCCAAAGAAAAGCUUAUUCCUCCAGACCUGGAGCAGAACAGCAUCUUAUUUUCUUUUUCUCUCAGCCUGUUAUGUCAGGAGUUAUAUUUCCCAAUGCGUCUUAAGAACUGAGCUGUCAUGGAGUGAGCUGGGAGAGGAUUGCAGUACUCCUAUAGUUCGGAUUAACACUGCUGGAAUCUCUACCGCCAGUAGGGGGGAAGGGCCUGGCUGGGGACUGGGUUGGUUCCUGACUCUCAGUAACUCAGUAGCCAUCACACACCACAGAGAGAAUACUAUACACCAGGUGUGCCCAACCUUCUUUGGCGUGAGAUCCACUUUUUCAUUUGCCAGCCUGAUGAGAUCUACCAGUCUCUAAAUCUAAACCUACCAACAAAAUGUAUGAAACGCAACACACCACUGAGUAUGGACCUGCCGAUAUGAUACCCAAAUAUAAUGUGGACCAAUAACAUGUUUUCCACAAAUAAGUGCAACUAAUUUCAUUUCCUACCUUAGUGUGACUUUUGGCAUUGGGUGGAGGCAAGUCGUUUUUCAUAGUCAGGGCUGUAGCAGCUUGUUGCAAGUCUCAUGCAGGCCAUAAGGUGGUCAUCAGUCAUAGUAGAUCUGUACUUGGACUUUAUGAUCUUCAUGUGAGAAAAUGCAGACUCACAGAGGUAGGCUGAUCCAAAAAGGGCUGAUAAGUUAAGAGCACAUCUUCUUAUGUUGGGAUACUUCUCCUCUAGCAGUAGCUCCCAGAACUCUUCCUUCAUCUCAGUGGUUGCCCUGGAUUUCAGCUGUAUGUCAUUUUGAAGGGUGAGAAUUCAGUUUCUGCUGUAGUUGUGUCCAACUGAAAAAGUGAUCCCAUUUUGGAGGCAAUGACUUCCACAUUUAUGUCUGUGCCAAACGGAAAGGAGAUAUAAGCGGCAAUAGGCUCAAGUGAUGCAAAGUCAGUGAAACAACUGUCAAACUCCGAUAAGAUGCUCUGGACUUGCUCCACUAACGUGCACUGUCACGCUGUGCUGUAUCCUUGCCCUGACGUUCAAGUUCUGAAUGCAUGUGUUGAAAGAAGUGCAGGUCCUUACGUUGCAGCUUUCUUGUGAGCAGUUGUAGUUUGCAUUUAAAAGUGUUCACAGAUAUGAUAAUGUCGAUUACAAGUUCGCCUUUUCCUUGCAGCUUUACAUUCAAUUCAUUAAGCAUGUAAGUUAGGUCAGUGAGAAAAGCUAAAUCCAGGAGCCACUGUGUGUCCUCUAGCUGUGUAUAUUCUGCAUGUUUGGAGACCUUGAGAAACUCCUUGAUUUCAGGCAACAACUCACUGAUUCUCCCUAAAAAUUUACCUCGGCUCAGCCACCGCACAUCCGUGUGCAACAGCAGGUCUGUCUGCUCCGCUUCAGUCUCUUCUAAGUGAGCGCGAAAUAGCCUCCGCUGUAGGCUUCUUGCUCGAAUAGAACACACAAUCUUCAUCGCAACAUCACCUCUUUCAUGUUUAACAUCUUCCCGCACAAAUCUUGCUGAUGAAUUACGCAGUGAUUACUAGGAAAGUCCUGGAAAUAAUCAUCUCGUUUGCACAAUGCAACGAACCCACUAAUGCGGCCUACCAUAGCGGGUGCCCCAUCAGUAGUAAAACGGCAGUUGGAAUUUGUUAGCAAACUCCAUAAAAGCUUGAAAAAUAUCUUCGCCCCUUGUAUGUCCUUUCAGUGGCAAAAUGGCGAGUAGUUCCUCCUUUGUACUCAUGUUGUCAAAUACCAUUCUGAUGAAAAUGCAUAACUGUGCCACAUCUACCAUAUCUGUGGACUCGUCAAACUAGAAGGAAUAACACUCGCAGUUGUCAAUAUCCUUCUUCAGUUGAUCCUCGAGGUUCUCCGCUAUUCCCUCACAUCUUCUUGUCACCAUCUUUCUGGACAACUGAAUGUCAUUGAUGGCAGCCAUAAUUUCAGUCUUAUUCUUAAAAUGUCCAAACAGCGAGUCUGCAGCCUCAAUAAAUGCUUCCUUGAUAAUCUCCCCAUCUUUGAACAACUUUUUAUGCUUAGUAAGAACACAACUCACACGAUAAGAUGCUAUGGUUGCCGCCUUCCCUUUGGUCACUGCCUUGUGAAAAUUGACUGCUGCGCUGCCAGUAGAUGUUUUUGUUCUUGUACCUUUCUUCUUCGUAAUUCAGUUUGUGCUGGAAAAUCGCUUUCCUGGGUUUUGUGUGUGGUUUUAAAAUGUCGUUCUAUGUUACAUUUCUUUGGGAUAGCGAUGCUAUUAUGGCAGAUGAGGCACACACAUUUUGAGUUUGACAUGACGAAAAAAGAAUCCUCCACCCAUUCCCCUUGUGGAAAACGUUUUCAGUUUUUUUUAAUCCUUCCCUUCACUCAUUAUUGCUGCUGUCGACCACACAACUUAAGAACAACUUAAGAACGAAUCUGGCUACAAAGUUAGCUAGCUGGCUACCUGCCUGGCAUCACCGUGACCUUGACUUGGAGUUGGCGGGCGGCAUCUGACCGCGCUAACUAGGCAUACGUCAAUAAGUGGGCAGGGACUGGUCAUAUUUUAUGUAAAUCACGUGACUUUUCAGACAUUGCUGUGAAUGGAGGACUGUCGAACAUUGAAACAGAAAGAGAUUAUAGGCAUUGAUUUGUGUGGCUGAAUUUUAGUAGAUGUAUAAUUAUCUCACGAUCGACUGGCAAGCACUCCGCAAUCGACCAGUAGAUCGCUAUCGACUGGUUGGGCACCCCUGCUAUUCACACACACAUGCACACACACAUACACAAACAUAUGCACAAACACAUACACAAACAUACACACACACAAACACAGGGAACCCUGUGUCCGUACCAGACUAACUGAUCUAGCUCAUAUUUUGAUAGUGGUCUGUGGCUAUUUGUGCAGGCUGUGUAUUCUGUGCUGAUAAUAUUAUUGUCUGCUGCAGUCAGUCGAGAGAGGGAGAGUGUAGCGUAUUUGGGUUAGGGAGGAUAAUCCACUCACCCCUAAAGAGGAUUGGAAAAUCUCACAGGCUUUGAUGAGUUGUGAGCUGGUGUUUAUUUCACAUCACAAGAAGAAGACUGUUUGUGUCACAGCCAGCCAGGGCACUUCCUCCCCUCUCUCCUCCGCCACCCCUCCCACGGAAUGCUGGGUCAUUAUUAUUGUGCCAGAGAGGGAGGGGGUAGGUGGGAGGAGGAGGAAGGGGGAGAGGGAGGGAGGAUGUUUUAGUGAGAAGGUGUUGUUGUUUCUUAGCUAUCUCUAUCCAGAUCACAGGGUUAGUGGAGAUUAUGUGAUUAUUGAAGCGUCUCUCUGUGUCUGUUUGUGACUGUGGAGAACUAGGCAUGGUGUAGUGCUGCUGAGGCAGGCAGGUUGCUCUAAUGAGCCAGCACUAAGCUGAGCCAUGCCAUCCCCUGCAACACAAAUCACACACUGACACACACAGGAGAGGGGAAGGGAGGGGGUCGGGGGGGGGGGGGGGGGGGGCAUAAAAACACAAUUUACACAACGCUACAGUAGGAGGUUUUGUUUGUGUAUUAGAUAGGAGGGCAGACAAAGAAAAACUGUAGUUCGUUCGGAAGAAAAUUAUGCAACAUUUGCUUGUCUUCGCUCAUUGGUUCCUCUCUCUAGGGUCCCCAGCUUCAGGACCACCCUGUCCCUCUGUGACUUGGGGACUGUUGUCUGGGUUCCCUGCUCUGGCUUCAGACUAGAGAGAUUGUGGCCUUAAUUCCUCCAGACAGCCUUUAAUGCUCUAAGCAGCAGUGGAGAUAUGCCUAAAGUGGCUAAAGCAGCACUGUGCCUCUGAUCCCCAGAAGGAAGGGGAUUUGAAUUAAGGGUAUCCAAAGCCCUUAACAAGGCACACACGAGACCAUGACUACAGUGUCGUCUCUGAGGGGAAGACCAUAUUGUACCGUGAGCUUCCACUCACAUAGAUAAUACAUUCUAGUUAUCUUCAAACCACCUGGGAUGCACUGUUCACACACCUUGUGUGAACUUAUUACUUGGAACAUAUUUGGAUAUACAGUACCAUCAGUUUGAUGGUACAGCCUCUACAGCUUCUUUCAUACCCAGCAAGACUGUCUGGUGAUUUUCAGGAUGAAGACAAGCAGACAGACAGGUACACCCACAGACAGAAUGACGGACAGACAGACAGGAAAACAGGGAGACAGACAGGUACACCCACGGACGGACAGGCAGGGAGACUGGUCGACAUAACAAGUAGCCUUGGACAGACCUGAACAAAUGACGUGUGUGUUUUUAUUCAUAGUUAUUCAAAUGGCACCAGGAUUAAAAAGAAAUUGCUGGUCUGGUGGUCUCUAAGAUUUACAUACCUGAAUGGAAUCUUCCCACAUGAAAAAAUACUACAGUUUACUAUAACAUACUACAGUACUUACUAUAUAAUUCUAUAGUAAGUUGUAGUAUACUGUAGAAUACUAUACUACACACUGUAGUAUCCCUCGAUCAUGUGUAGUACUUAGGUCAGAAUCUCUGAACUAUCUGUUCAGACCCCAGUGCGACCGACCGACCGACCGAUUAUGGAAAAUGUGCUCUUUUAGUAUUUAGUUUCCUGAAGGAGAAAGCCUACACUUCUAUGUUUACAUUUACAUUUUAGUCAUUUAGCAGACGCUCUUAUCCAGAGCGACUUACAGUUAUAUCAAAGAUAAUAAAACAAAAACACUAUAGUAAAUACUAAAGUAGUCAGUAUUUUUUCAUGUGUGUUCUUAAUCACUCUCUGAACAGCUCUGUUAAGGUUGUACUGCAGGCUUGCCAUCUGUAGGUGUAUUGCAGUGUCUGCGGCGUGUGUGAGUGUGCGUGCACACGCAUGUGUGCUUGUGCACGUUGUAAAGUUCCUAAUGUCCUGAAGUAAUUAAUUUAGCCCUACUUGAAGCACGUAACGUGCUGGUGUAACAGCAGUCUUUUAUGGCUGAUGUACAUGCAGCUUUAAUUACACAAAUUGAUGUUGAGUGACAUGUGGAAGGCUGAUAAUCCUCUCCACUGAAGUAGGGCUCAGCGCUGUUGACUGAAAUAUUGUUCUUCUAUCCACCACUUCCAACCAGCCUUGCUUAAGCGGUAUAUUGCUGACUCGACACUCUUGAUAGGAUUCAAUAUAUUAACUCUGAAUUAGGAUGAGUUUCCAGCAGAGAGAGAGAGACUGACACACACACGCAUGCACGCAAGCACACACAGGUGCACACACAGCUCCCUCCAUCUGACAGGCUUGUGGAACACAGGUGGAAGUUACUAACCACAAGCCAAGCUCUGACUGGGCCACAAAUCAUGAUCAAUGGGCCUCUGCUUGGCUCCACUGUCUGAAACUCCGCCAUCUUCUUUGAAUGUCAGUCACCACACACUGCCAAAUUGAACCGACUGCUCCCUAAACUCUGUCUGUUAGUCUAGUGUUAGAGCUGACUGGUCACACAGCCUGUUUCUGGGCUCCCAUCACUCAGCGUCAUCUAAUGCUAUUUCCUCUAUUUGUGUCCUCCCAAAUGGGACAUGAGUCUGAUGGCUACCAUUUUAGUUAUUACUUUAUGUCCUCCAUUUUGCCUUAAAUGCAUCCUGUCCUCCAUAUACAGUAAAAAUACCUGCUGCUGUAAUGAGGAUGUAUGUAGAAAUGGAUCCAGUUUGCUGUGUAUGUCUGAGUGUGUUAGUAGAAGCUCUAACUGGGUCUGGGUAUGAUCCAGCCCAUAAAAACACAGUCAAUUAAUGUUUGUUCUUAUAGCUCCACAGAGAGGCAGAGACAGGACAAUGUUGUUUCAGCUUCCGCUAUUGGCGCUUCAACCAAAAGCCUUUAUUAUGGGAAAGAGAGGAAAACACAGAGACAGCUAUUUGCUGUCUAUAUGAAAACACACUCCCCGACAUGCUCUGUUUGUGAGGAUUUAAAUUGUAGGGUUGUGCGUGUGUUUGUGCGUGUGCGUGUGUAUGUGCACGCUGGUGUUUGUGCCUUUUGAGUGACGGGAAAGACGUUACUGGGAAUUUGAGAAUGUGAUUAGUUUCAUGAGGGAGAAUAUGACAUUGAGACCUCUGUGGUGUUUUAUAUUCCUCAUGUCUCCUGUGUUACCUGCUCUCUAUAACCCCUGGAACGUUUGUUUGCUCACAUUUGUAUUCAAUCAUCUGUCAGCCGAUCUUAUCCACAGUGACUCACAGAGCAGCACAAUACAUAAACUGGGUGGUUUGAGCCCUGAAUGCUGAUUCGCUGAAAGCUGUGGUAUAUCAGACCGUAUAUCAUGGGUAUUUUUAAUUACGUUGGUAACCAGUUUAUAAUAGCAAUAAGGCACCUCCGGGGAUUGUGGUAUAUGGCCAAUGUACCACGGCUAAGGGCUGUAUCCAGGCACUCCACGUUGCAUCGUGGAUAAGAACAGCCCUUAGCCAUGAUAUAUUGGCCAUACACCACACCCCCUUGGGCCUUAUUGCUUAAUUAUAAACUGAAUGAACAAAGAAGCCAGAAAGGGUGACAAGACAAGAAUGACAAUAUGACAAUAUCAAUCCAGUUUUUAUUUCAGAAGAACAACCAUUAAAUACAAAUACAAUGAUCAGUGGUCUAUGUAAGCAAAUAUACUACAGUCGUGGUCAAAAGUUUUGAGAAUGGCACAAUAAUUGGUCUUCACAAAGUUUGCUGCUUCAGUGUUAUGAGAUAUUUUUGUUAGAUGUUACUAUGGUAUACUGAAGUAUAAUUACAAGCAUUCCAUAAGUGUCAAAGGCUUUUAUUGACAAUUACAUUACGUUUAUGCAAAGAGUCAAUAUUUGCAGUGUUGACCCUUCUUUUUCAAGACCUCUGCAAUCCGCCCUGGCCUGCUGUCAAUUAACUUCUGGGCCACAUCCUGACUGAUGGCAGCCCAUUCUUGCAUAAUCAAUGCUUGGAGUUUGUCAGAAUUUGUGGGUUUUUGUUUGUCCACCCGUCUCUUGAGGAUCGACCACAAGUUCUCAAUGGGAUUAAGGUCUGGGGAGUUUCCUGGCCAUGGACCCAAAUUGUCGAUAUUUUGUUCCCCGAGCCACUUAGUUAUCACUUUUGCCUUAUGGCAAGGUGCUCCAUCAUGCUGGAAAAGGCAUUGGUCGUCACCAAACUGUUCUUGGAUGGUUGGGAGAAGUUGCUCUCGGAGGAUGUGUUGGUACCAUUCUUUAUUCAUGGCUGUGUUCUUAGGCAAAAUUGUGAGUGAGCCCACUCCCUUGGCUGAGAAGCAACCCCACACAUGAAUGGUCUCAGGAUGCUUUACUGUUGGCAUGACAUAGGACUGAUGGUAGCUCUCACCUUGUCUUCUCCGGACAAGGUGUUUUCCGGAUGCCCUAAACAAUCGGAAAGGGGAUUCAUCAGAGAAAAUGACUUUACCCCAGUCCUCAGCAGUCCAAUCCCUGUACCUUUUGCAGAAUAUCAGUCUGUCCCUGAUGUUUUUCCUGGAGAGAAGUGGCUUCUUUGCUGCCCUUCUUCAGACCAGGCCAUCCUCCAAAAAUCUUUGCCUCACUGUGCGUGCAGAUGGACUCACACCUGCCUGAUGCCAUUCCUGAGCAAGCUCUGCCUGAUGGUGCCCCAAUCCCGCAGCUGAAUCAACUUUAGGAGACGGUCCUGGCGCUUGCUGGACUUUCUUGGGCGCCCUGACGCCUUCGUCACAACAAUUGAACCUCGCUCCUUGAAGUUCUUGAUGAUCCGAUAAAUGGUUGAUUUAGGUGCAAUCUUACUAGCAGCAAUAUAUUUGCCUGUGAAGCCCUUUUUGUGCAAAGCAAUGAUGACGGCAUGUGUUUCCUUGCAGUUAACCAUGGUUAACAGCGGAAGAACAAUGAUUUCAAGCACCACCCUUCUUUUAAAGCUUCCAGUCUGUUAUUCUAACUCAAUCAGCAUGACAGAGUGAUCUCCAGCCUUGUCCUCGUCAACAGUCUCACCUGUGUUAACGAGAGAAUCACUGACAUGAUGGCAGCUGGUCCUUUUGUGGCAGGGCUGAAAUGCAGUGGAAAUGUUUUUUGGGAGAUUAAGUACAUUUUCAUGGCAAAGAGGGACUUUGCAAUUAAUUGCAAUUCAUCUGAUCACUCUUCAUGACAUUCUGGAGUAUAUGCAAAUUGCCAUCAUCAAAACUGAGGCAGCAGACUUUGUGAAAAUUAGUAUUUGUGUCAUUCUCAAAACUUUUGACCACGACUGUAUUAUACACUAGCAGGUUGUGUAUUGGGUGUGUGAUGUUGUUGCUUGAGGAGGAAUCACUUGUCAAGAUGAUGACAUCAGUUGUGAGUUCAAAUAGAUGUCCCCUCUGAGCAGCUUGGAUCAGGAAGUAGAGGUGAGAAGAUGGAUACAUCCAGGGGGUGAUGGGUCAGAGGUCACAUCAUAUUAACCACUGUUCCUGAGAUGGUGGUGACCUUUUACCUUAACCUCUCUGGUUUAAUCCCUGUCCAUAUCCUCUCUAGCUGGACUGGACUAUGUUGUCACUACUGAGCCACUGAGGAUUCAGGAGGAUUCAGGACUGUUGACUAAUAGUCCAUACUUUUCCGUGAUUCAGCGGCUGCCGUGUGUUCACUGCAUCAUCUAUUCAUGACACAUGCUGUAAUUGGUGAUGAGUCAUUAAGAGCAGAAUAAUAGUUCCAUCCAUCACAGGCUCCAUUACACAACGUCCCUGUCUCAGUAUCCCAUUUCAACCUCUUUUUAGGUUUUCUUGUUGGGUUGCUGUUGUUGUUGUUGAUGCGUCACCUCUCUCAGCUGGGUCUAUGGUGUGUGUCUCUGACGGGCCGUCCUUUUCUCCCUGUGCGUAUUUGAAGGUGUAAAGGGGCGUCUCACUAUGGCCUGUCUGCGGACAGGAAGCGGCGUUCCCAGGAGGGUGACUGCACUGACAGCACGUCAGAACUCACCGUCGCCACCCUGCCCGGCGAUGGCCCUGCCUCCGCCGCGGUCGCCCUCCUAUCAGACGAACCCGGCCUCGUCAACCCUGCCUUUGACCCCAGCAUGGAGGACAACAGCCAAUCAGGAAGCACCACAAGCCUGGCAGCCCGCAGCAGUACCAAGAAGAGUGAGUGUGCGUGUGCGUAUGGAUGUGUUUGUGUGUUUGUGAUUAUGUGUGGUGCUGCACCAAGUAACCUUUCUCUGAUCUAUAAAGCACUGUGUGUGUGUGUAUGUGUGUGUGUGUGUGUGUGUUUGUGCGCAUCGCACUGUUUGUCACUGUGACUGAUUGAAAAUCAAUAGAAAGCAAGGAGCCAGCGGAGGCUUUCUAGUCACAGUUUCAUAGUCCCUCACUUACAUAGAUACCACCAGUAAACACUAUUCAUAAAUACAUUUUACACCCUCAUACCCACACACUAGAUAUACAUCCCAUAACCUAUGCACACUUAAACACAGUAUCUGUACUACUUAAUGAUCUUUGAUAGAAAUCUUGUUCUUCAAUUAGCUUUUAUUGCAUCGAUUUUUCACCGAUCUAUAAAAUCUCUGUCCUGGGCUGGAGGGGUGGAGAGACAGAGAAAGAGAGACAGAGAGAGACAGACAGAGAGAGAGACAGACAGAGAGAGAGAGAGAGAGAGAGAGAGAGAGAGAGAGAGAGAGAGAGUUAGAGGCAGGGAGGGAGGGAGGGAGGGAGAAUGUAAAGAGAGGGAGUGAGAAUGGGAGGAAUGAGGGUUAAAUAUAGCCCAGGUCCAUUAAUGCUGAAUGACGUGAUAGCCCCUCACCCUCCACUCAUCCCACCUGUGAACCCUGGAGCCACUCACACGUGUCACACUCACUCACAUCCACCCUCACAACGUGAGUGCGCCACUGGUGGUGGGGCAUCAAAUGACGUUGCAACAGCACUUUUGGCCUGGGCCGCUGAGCGGAGCGGAGCACCCACCGCCAUGCAGAGCCACUGCUGCUGAACAAGCUGUCAGCUCCAGAAGUGCCGGGUGCAUUUAAAGAAUAAUGUGGCUGUCAGGAGGCCUCGCAUCUCCCCUGGCCCGCAGAGGGAGGGAGGGGCGCUGCAGAGGCCCACUGCUCCGCUCUCAGGGCAGCCAGGCUGGGGCUCAUACUCCAUUGCAGCCUGCUCUGCUCUGGUAGACUAUAGUAGGGUCCCACUGGUGUAUUUAAACUGCACCUAGUUUUAGCUGUUGAUGACAUAAACAUGGCUGCUGCAGUUUACAAAGCCCAUCACCCCUGCAGAGUUUCUAGGCCCCCUCCCUCAAGUGUGCAUUUCUGUUCUUUCUUGAAAUAAUGAUAACACAAAUUAGUGUUUUGGGGAAUUCCUGAAAGAUAUUGAUUGGAUUCUCUAAAAUAAAUGUGUUCAAGCUGUUGUUAGGGCUUUUGUAGAGGCAGAGAGAAUGAGAGCUCUCCGGCAUCUGAUUGGCUGUGGAGAAGCAGUCUCAGAGACUUGUCCAGACAUGUUCAGUCAGAACAGAGCUGAUCUAUAAAGUGUGCCCCUGUCUCUCUCUCCCCUCAGUCCGAAACUAUGACCGCACCUCGGUCAGGAGCCGCUCCUUCAGGCGGUUGAAUCGUGCUUUCAGUGUCCUGCGGAGGACCAAGAGUGGCACUUCUGUGUCCAAUGAGACCACAGAGGAACAAGACAAUGUCAGGAACGCCAGUGUGCCACAGGAAGGUAUGUGUGUGUGUGUGUGUUUGUUUGUGUGGGUGUUUGUGUGUUUGCUUUUGUGCACUAUAUGAAAUAUGUGUAUGCUGUGGUUUCCACGUCUAUAUUGAUUUGUCAGUGGGGGUUGUGUUUAAAUCAGUAUGAAGUCAGUGCUCUCUAUGCUGUGUCUGCAGUUUCUGUGAAUCCCCGUAGAGGGUAUGAGAUGUGUGUGUGUGUGUGUUUGUACGUCUGUACUUGUGUGCAUGUAUAUGCGUGUGUCUGUGUGCAUGCCUGUGCUUGCAUGGAUUUUUGUGUCUGUGUUUACGUGAAUGUGUUUGUGUGCGCGUGUGUAUGUGUUUGCGAGAGUGUGUGCCUGUGUUUGUUUGUGUGUAUGUGUGUGCAUGUGUGAGCAGUUCCUUUGGCUCUGUGCUGAGGGUGAUAUGGCUGGGUAACUGCUGCUGCAUAUGUUCCUUUAAUAAUUCAGCUGCACAUUGUGUAAGAGUCCACUGGUCCCCAGAACAGAACAGAAGAGAAGAUGGUGAUCAGAUGGGAGAGUGGCAGCCUGGGGCAUUGUGGGCCAGGCUGAAGGAGAGAGAGUAGGAGCUUCAGGGGACAGGGACAGAGAGCUGCUGGACAGAGUCUGGAGUAUACAGAGUAUACAAAACAUUAAGGACACCUGCUCUUUCAAUGACAUAGACUGACCAGGUGAUUUCAGGUGAAACCUAUGAUCCCUUAUUGAUGUCACCUGUUAAAUCCACUUCAAUUAGUGUAGAUGAAGGGGAGGAGACAGGUUAAAUAAUUAUUUUCAAGCCUUGAGACAUGGAUUGUGUGUGUGCCAUUCACAGGGUGAAUAGGCAAGAUAAAAUAUUUAAGUACCUUUGAACGGGGUAUGAUAGUAAGUUUGUGUCAAGAACUGCAACGCUACUGGGUUUUUCACGCUCAACAGUUUCCCGUGUGUAUCAAGAAUGGUCCACCACCCAUAGGACAUCCAGCCAACUUGACACAACUGUGGGAAGCAUUGGAGUCAACAUGGGCCAGCAUCCCUGUGGAACGCUUUAGACACCUUGUAGAGACCAUGCCCUGACGUUAUAUAGGAUGAGCCAUGACUAAAAUAUAGUUUAUACAGUUGAAGUCGGAAGUUUACAUACACCUUAGCCAAAUACAUUUUUCACAAUUCCUGACAUUUAAUCCUAGUAAAAAUUCCCUGUCUUAGGUCAGUUAGGAUCACCUCUUUAUUUUAAGAAUGUGAAGUGUCAGAAUAAUAGUAGAGAGAAUUAUUUAUUUCAGCUUUUAUUUAUUUAAUCACAUUCCCAGAGGGUCAGAAGUUUACAUACUCUCAAUUAUUAUUUGGUAGCAUUGCCUUUAAAUAAAUUGGGUGAAUUUUGGCCCAUUCCUUCUGACAGAGCUGGUGUAACUGAGUCAGGUUUGUAGACCUCCUUGCUCGCACACGCUUUUUCAGUUCUGCCCACAAAUCUUCUAUAGGCUUGAGGUCAGGGCUUUGUGAUGGCCACUCCAAUACCUUGACUUUGUUGUCCUUAAGCCAUUUUGCCACAACUUUGGAAGUAUGCUUGGGGUCAUUGACCAUUUGGAAGACGCAUUAGCGACCAAGCUUUAACUACCUGACUGAUUUCUUGAGAUGUUGCUUCAAUAUAUCCACAUAAUUUUCCUUCCUCAUGAUGCCAUCUAUUUUGUGAAGUGCACCAGUCCCUCCUACAGCAAAGCACUCCCACAGCAUGAUGCUGCCACCCCCGUGCUUCACGGUUGGGAUGGUGUUCUUCGGCUUGCAAGCAGCCCCUUUUUUCCUCCAAACAUAACAAUGGUCAUUAUGGCCAAUCAGUUCUAUUUUUGUUUCAGACCAGAGGAUAUUUCUCCAAAAAGUACGAUCUUUGUCCCCAUGUGCAGUUGCCAAACCGUAGUCUGGCUUUUUUAUGGCGGUUUUGGAGCAGUGGCUUCUCCCUUGCUGAGCGGCCUUUCAGGUUAUGUCAAUAUAGGACUCGUUUUACUGUGGAUAUAGAUACUUUUGUACCUGUUUCCUCCAGCAUCUUCACAAGAUCCUUUGCUGUUGUUCUAGGAUUGAUUUGCACUUUUCGCACCAAAGUACGUUCAUCUCUAGGAGACAGAACACAUCUCCUUCCUGAGCGGUAUGACGGCUGCGUGGUCCCAUGGUGUUUAUACUUGCGUACUAUUGUUUGUACAGAUGAACGUGGUACCUUCAGGCAUUUGGAAAUUGCUCCCAAGGAUGAACAAUUUAUUUUCUGAGGUCUUGGCUGAUUUCUUUUGAUUUUCCCAUGAUGUCAAGCAAAGAGGCACUGAGUUUGAAGGUAGGCCUUGAAAUACAUCCACAGGUACACCUCCAAUUGACUCAAAUUAUGUCAAUUAGCCUAUCAGAAGCUUCUAAAGCCAUGACAUCAUUUUCUGGAAUUUUACAAGCUGUUUAAAGGCACAGUCAACUUAGUGUAUGUAAACUUCUGACCCACUGAAAUUGUGAUACAGUGAAUUAUAAGUUAAAUAAUCUGUCUGUAAACAAUUGUUGGAAAAAUUACUUGUGCCAUGCACAAAGUAGAUGUCCUAACCGACUUGCCAAAACUAUAAUUUGUUAACAAGAAAUUUGUGGAGUGGUUGAAAAAUGAGUUUUAAUGACUCCAACCUAAGUGUAUGUAAAUUUCUGACUUCAACUGUACAUAUAAAGUGGGAAAAACAGUUUGUAAACCUGAUUAAAUUAUUUUAAGGUGGUCUUCAAUUUUUUAUUUUAUUUUAACACUCCAUUUAAAAACCCUUAAAAUCCCAAUUCGUUUAUGUACAUAGGGCAGCAGUCUCUAAAGUGCAGGGCAGGGUACCGGGUGGAGGCCAGCUAGUGAUGACUCUUUAACAGUCUGAUGACCUGGAGAUAGAAGCUGUUUAUCAGUCUGUCGGUCCCAGCUUUAUUUGUUUAUUUGGAUCCCCAUUAGCUUUUGCAGAAGCAGCAGCUAUUCUUCCUGGGGUCCACAAAAAACAUGACAAGUAACAAAACACUGAUACCCUAAUAGACAAGGACAGUCACACAAAUGUAAAAUACAAUGAUAUACAAACAAUAACUAAAACAUUGUGUGUGUGUGUUAGAGUGUGUCUGUGUGUUUAUGUGUUUGUGUGUGUGUCCCCUCACAGUCCUCGCUGUUCCAUGAGCUUUGAUGCACCUGUACUGUCCGCCUUCUAGAUGGUAGCAGGGUGAACAGGCCGUGGCUCGGGUGGCUGGGGUCCUUGAUGAUCUUCUUGGCCUUCCUGUGACACCGGGUGCUGUAAAUAUCCUGGAAGGCUGUAAAUAUCCCAGCGAUGCAUAGGGCUGACCGCACCACCCUCUGGAGAGCCCUGCAGUUGUGGGUGGUGCAGUUGCCAUACCAGGCGGUGAUACAGCCCGACAGAAUGCUCUCGAUGGUGCAUCUGUAGAAGUUUGUGAGGGUCUUAGGGGCCAAGGCGGAUUUCUUCAGCCUCCUGAGGUUGAAGAGGCGCUGUUGCACCUUCUUCACCACACUGUCAGUGUGGAGGGACCAUUUCAGGUCCUCUGUGAUUUGCAUACCGAGGAACUUUACCUUUUGACCCUCUCCACUGUGGCCCGGCGAUGUGGAUGGGGGCGUGCUCUCUCUGCUGUCUCCUGUAGUCCACGAUCAGCUCCUUCGUUUUGUUGACAUUGAAGGAGAGGUUAUUUUUCCUGGCACCACUCCACCAGGGCUCUCACCUCCUUCCUGUAGGAUGUCUCAAAUGAACCUGAUUUCUACGUCUGGAAAAUACGUAUUUUUCUACGUCUGGAAAAUACGUAUUUUCAACGUCCGGAAAUUUCUUUUUAAAUGUCAGGAAAAUACGUUUUCAUCUUUCAUAUAUAACCUAAAAUGAACAUCUGGAAAAAACGUUUUCUUUACCCCCUUUUUGAUCUUGUCUCAUAACUGCAACUCCCAACUGGCAAAGGUCAAGUCAUGCAUCCUCCGAAACAUGACCCACCUAACCACACUUCUCAACACCCACCCACUUAACCCACAAGCCAGCUGCACCAAUGUGUAAGAGGAAACACCAUUCAACCUAUGACUGUAGUCAGCCUGCAUGCACCCAGCCCACCCCAAGGAGUCGCUAGAGCACAACAAGCCAAGUAAAGCCCCCUGGCCAAACUCUCCCCUAACCUGGACGAUGCUGGGCCAAUUGUGCACCGCCCUAUGGGACUCCCAAUCACGGCCAGUUGUGAUACAGCCCAGGAUCGAACCCGGGUCUGUAGUGACGCCUUUACAUUUUAAAUUUACGUCAUUUAGCAGACGCUCUUAUCCAGAGCAACUUACAGUUAGUGAAUACAUAUUUUUUUAUACUGGCCCCCCGUGGGAAUCGAACCCACAACCCUGGCGUUGCAAACGCCAUGCUCUAUCAACUGAGCUACAUCCCUGCCGGCCAUUCCCUCCCCUACCCUGGACGAUGCUGGGCCAAUUGUGCGCCGCCCAUGAGUCUCCCGGAUCGCGGCCAGCUGCGACAGAGCCUGGAUUCGAACCAGGAUCUCUAGUGGCACAGUUAGCACUACGAUGCAGUGCCUUUCCGGAGGCCCGGAAAAUACGUAUUUUAAAGUAUUCUAGGUUUUGGGGGGGGGCAAUGUUUUUGUCUUGCCUAGGGCGGCAGAACGGCCAGGAUCGGGCCUGUGUAGAGGGAUACAUUGUGUAUUACAGAGGCAUACAGAAUCCAUUUCAGAUGGAUGCAGUAUACAGGACGACCCUGGUGAAUGAGAGGGAUGGACAUGAAGAGUAGAGUGAAGUGAAGGAUGAGCCGUGAUGUUCAUGAUGGUGAUGAUGAGGACAACCAUUGGACUGUGAGUCAGAGAGAGAGAGAGAGAGAGAGAGAGAGAGAGAGAGAGAGAGAGAGAGAGUGGAGAAUGAAAGAUCAGAGACCAUAUUAUUCUCUAAGGCCAUUGUUGAGGAGCCUGUGGGAAUAGAUUAAAUAUUCAUAGAAUCCCUCUGGAGAAAGAAGAAGGAUGAGAGAGAGAGGGUGGAGAGAGGAGAGAGAGAGAGGAGAGGGAUGGGAGGAGUGAAGAGAGGAGAAGAUGAGUAGAGAGAGAUGAGAGAUUAGUAGAAGAGAGAGGGGAUGGAGGUAAUCGAUACUUUUACCUCUCUUUUUUGGCACUCAUUUCGCUCAGCUUUCCUUCUUCUUCUCUCUCGCUGUUUUCUUUCUUUAUUUCGAGUCGGUCCGGUCUUUUUUGGAGGUCUGCUUUAGGCCUCUGUGGUUUCAGGUGGUGAUGGGGGCGCCUGUUUGGGGUGUCUUGCGCGGUGUAGGGCUUUCCGUCGGGUUAGGGGGUUUGAGGCUUGGUUCGGUGGGGUGCUCGCGGUGGAAAGGGGCUCGGGGGGGCGCUCGGUCUUCUGCGUUGGUUUCUUGUCUCGACCUUCUUCUUUUGUCAUGUUUUUUCUGAUGUUUGGAGAUGAGGGGGUUGGAAGAGAGACUUGGAUUGAGAUGAGUUGCAGAGAGAGGGUCCUGAUCGAGCGAGAGAUGAGAGGAGCCUAGUCUCUUCGCUCCUUCUGCCUCCUCUCUCCGCUGUCGAGUCGGAGAGGUUUAUAUCAGCCAUUAGGUCUGUUGUGUUAAUGUGCUCUACUCCCUUGAAGCAAUCUGCGGUGAUGAAGAGAAAAUAUUGACUUUGGAAGGGAUAAACUGCAGUGUGAGUAGAAGUAGAGACUGGGGCUAUGGAACAAAUUAGAUAGGGGGAGAGAGUGGGCCAGAGAGAGAGAAAGAUCGAGAGAUUGAGCAGGGAGGGAGAGAUUGAGAGAUAGAACCACUGAUAGAUACAGAGCGAUAUAGAUAGUGUAUAUAGCACACAUUGUCCGAGGUAGCUGUGAGCUGGUUAGCUCUUGGCCCAGGCUGUUGGCAGUAUUGAACGGACACAUACCAGUCCCUGCCUCCCCUAUCUAAUUGUCCAGUCAGGAUGUGUCUGCUGCUCAGAGCUGGGAAACAGAGAGGACAACAUACAGGAACAACUCUGUGUGGGAGAGGCUGAAGUUAGACCAUCCAUUUGGUGACAAUGGUAUUACUUUCACUCUUACACCUGAAAGCUGACACUGUGUGUUUGUGUGUGCGUGCAUGUGUGCAUAUGUAUAUGUGUGUGUACAGUAUGUGGUUGUGUAUUUGUGAGAACUUUAGAUCUAAUGUCUGUGUCUGUACAGUCCUGUGUGUAAAAGUGUGUGUGAUUUUAUAUCCACCCAAGCUAUUGCUUAUUAAGGUUAUUACCUUGUAGAAAAUGAAAUGUGAGGGUUUUCCCAAGCAUACUUGGUACAGAUGUGACUAAUGAUACAAACAUGGGAAAGGAUGAUCAGCUAAGUGGAUUUUCCCUUUAGGCUUGUAGAAGCUUGUUUUGCUAACCUGGGGGAGCCGAGACAGCUGCUUCAACACCAAACCUCUCUACACUCCCUCCCUCCCUCCCUCCCCCCCUCCCUCCCUCCGUCCGUCUGUCUGUCUGUCUGUCUGUCUGUCUGUCUGUCUGUCUGUCUGUCUGUCUAUCUAUCUAUCUCUCUCUUUCUCUGUUGGCCUUGCACUCUGUGUCUGUGAGAGAUUUCCUUCUCAUCAUAUAAAUCAGAGUAUCACACUCUUUCUCUCUCCCUCCCUAAUUUUCUCUCUAUCUCUCUUUCUCUCUCUCUAUUUACCUCCUUCCCCUCUCUCAGUGCUGGCUCUACCGCAGCUCCAUCACUUGAUCCCUGAUGGUGAGGUCACCAGUAUUAAGAUCAACCGUGAGCCCUCUGAGCCUUUGGCCAUCAGCAUCGUGGGGGGCAACGAGACCCCCCUGGUGCGUAUCCUCAUCCAGGACAUCUACAGGGAGGGGGUUAUCGCCCGGGAUGGACGCCUGCUGCCUGGGGACAUUAUCCUCAAGGUCAGUGUGUGUUUUUCUUCAGAGUAAGGUUGAGUACUACUCCCCAUGUCUGUGACUGUAUGUAUUCUGUUUUGUGUUAGAAUUGCUCAUUACAUCACAGCUAUAGACCUAACAUAUUCCAAAAUGCUAUAAAUACAUUUUCAGAAAUGUUGGUAAAUUACCUUUUAUUGUUUAAAGAAAUUAUGAAAGAGAUUGGAGUGUUUUUUCACUAUCUAAUCAUGGCAUGGGGUUGUUCAGUGACAUGUAUUUGUUUAAAAUCUAUCACUUGAUGGUUUUGUUUCAGAGAGACAACUAAUCAUGUUUGUUUGCUAUAUAUCCGCCUCACUCUCAGAGAAAGAAGUAGUACUGCUAGGUUUUACACAGUCAAAUGUAGCAAAUAACUACAUUUUUGAUAAAGAAAUGUACAAAUAAUACAUUUGUGACAUCAAUAUUUAAAAAAGUUUUAAAAACAUUUUCAAUAUAGUAAUAUGAGAUCUGUAGUGAGACAAACUCAUUUCAAAUAUACAGGAUACGAACACUCUAUUCCAGCUAAACAAUGGAUAUAUAGCGUUUUUCAAUUUUAAAUAUUCAUACACAUCUAAAAUCUAUGAAUUAAAAAUCUGAGAACAGCAAUAUUUGACAUAGCCAUAAGCAAUCAUUUCGGAUGAAAAAACACAAAUGUGAACAAUUUGUGGAUAUAAUGUUUUGGAAAUAAACUCUUCAAUAUAACCUGCAUAUAAUCUGAGACUUAAAUCCACCUUUACAUCUCUCCCGCUCAUCUUCAGGUGAAAUGGCAUAGACAUCAGCAAUGUGCCCCACUGCUACGCCCUGGCCACCCUCAAACAGCCCUGCCAGCUGCUGCGACUCACAGUGCUGAGAGAGCAGCGCCACCGCUACCGUUCGCACCCCCACAAUGCGGCUGGUGGCUACCUGCCUCACGGCCUCUCCCACGGCCAUCCCCUGAGGGAUGACAGCAUCCACGUGGUCCUGGCUAAGAGCACCCCAGAGGAGCAGCUGGGCAUCAAGCUGGUGAGACGACCAGAGGAACAUGGAGUCUUCAUCUUCCACCUGCUGGAGGGCGGCCUUGGCGGCACACGACGGACAGCUCAGCAUUAACGACCGUGUCCUCGCAAUCAACGGACACGACCUGCGCUAUGGAGCGCCUGAACACGCCGCUUUACUCAUACAGGUCAGUCUGCAGGGGUAAGGGUUAGGGAGUGUUGGUUGGUUUUGGUUUACAAUGGUUGGUAAUGGUGUGUGUCUGGUAAUGUGCCUGGUAUGUUUCUUGGCUCUGGGUUCCUGGUAUAGUAUCGCUAUUAGUGGUGUGUGGUUCUGGUAAAUUGCACUGUGUUGGCUGGCUUUGUCCCCGUCCAUUGCGGUUAAUUGUGGUUAAUUGUGGUGUAUCUGUGGUCGACUGGGCGCUGCUCUGCUGCUUGGCUGAGGCUCUGCUUCCUGGUGAAUGCUGGGUAAUUGCGGUGGUGUGUUUCUGGUUGACUGUGGGAUGUAGCUGUAGCUGUGCUCUCUGGGUUCUUAUCUGAGGAGACUGGCUGGUUCUUGAGGGUCUCUGAGGACUCAACAUGGCUGCUCACAUCAGGCUGUUUCUGUCAGAGAUUAAGAACUGGCGGGAAACCAAUUAAAUUAGUCCAAUUAAGGCAAUUACAAGCUGGACUGGGUGAUUUAGGAGUCAGCUUUGCUCCACAGAGAGCACAGGCACUCUCAAAAGAGCAACUCUGGAGGCCGAGCUGUGUGUGUGUGUGUCUGUGUGUGUACACUUGAAUGUGCAAUAUGCGUGUGUGUGUGCAUGUGCCUGUGAGUGUGUGCAAGUUCAUGCGAGUGAAUGAGGGAGUGAGUGAGUCAUUGUGUGAGUGGGUCGACAAAACAGAGUAAUAAAGAGACAGAGUGAAAGAAGCUGGAGGAAAGGUUGUAGAGAGGAGAGACAGAGAUUAGUAAGAAAAAUGAGUUUAAAGUUGGAAAAGUCAUUGUGAGAGAAUGAGGGCUGCAGAAAGACUGCAGUGUUAUUAGAGACAGAAGAGAAAAUGACCUUUCUCUACUAUUCUUCAUAUUGUGAAGCUGACUACCAAUCUAUGAUCUAUGGAGCAGCUCUGUCUCAGCAGGAUGGGGGGGUAAUGGGAGGAUAAGAGUGUCACACACACCAUCCUACACAGAUUCACUCACAUAUAGAUUGCUUACUCCUGGAGGAUGUUAGAGUCACAACCAGGCUGCUUCCUGAAGCAAGUAAAAGGGUGAAAUUGACGUGUGUGUGAGUGAGAGUGUUUUGUAACAGAGCAUCUGUUUAUUAUGUGUAUUAACCUCUCGGGGGUAAUAAAAUGUUUGACAUAUUUUACUGCCUGGCCAAGCUCUCUGUGGGUGAUUCUUUCCCUAGAGCUCUCUUCAGGGGGUGGUAGGAGAGGGUAGAGAAUGUCCACAGGAAAUAGAACCCUCUGUGGAAAGGGUUCUACAUAGAAUUCUUCGAAGGGAUCUCUUAUGGGGACAGCCGAAGAACCCUUUUAGGUAGCACCUUUUUAAUUUUUUUUUAUAAGAGUGUAGUUUCUGUGUCUGGGUCUAGUUAUGUGGCAGUAAAAGUUGUUUUUAAGGACUUGUUUGGAUAUCUGGAUCAACUUAAUUGAAGCUGUAUUCAGUGUGUAUUUAUGAGGGCUUAACCAUGAUAUUAUUAUUGAGUUUGUUCUUCUUAUUGCAUUGCUCUGUGUCUGUCUGGGACUGAGCUUUGUCCCCUGUAGCUCAGUUGGUAGAGCAUGGCGCUUGCAAUGCCAGGGUUGUGGGUUCGUUUCCCACGGGGGGCCAGUAUGAAAAUGUAUGCACUCACUAACUGUAAGUCGCUCUGGAUAAGAGCGUUUGCUAAAUUACUAAAAUGACUAAAAUGUAAAUGUCUCUGGUUGUCUCCUGUAGGCGAGUGAGGAGCGGGUCCACUUCAUUGUUUCUCGUCAGAUCUGUCUGCCCACCCCUGACAUCCUGCAGGAGGCUCCAUGGGGCAUGGAAGGCCCCCCGCCAUACUCUCCAGUGGACCUAGAACACACGCUACUGGUGAGCAAUGCAUGACGCAUGUACGAGCAUACAAACACAAAAACGUCAGACACUGCUUUGAUUUAGGAUUUUUUCUUCAGGUUGGACACACACGUUCACAUACUUAGGGCUCUAUUCAACGUCAGCGUUACAGCGUCAUUGAAAUUUAAAGGCAAUGUUCCCGCUUUAGCGGAGACUGUAUUCACGGUAAACGCUGCAUCUGUCGGCUCAAUCGGAAAUUACCUUUACAUUUCUAUUACGCGAUCUGUAACGCUUCAGCGACACAGAUUGAAUAGAGUCCUUGUACACACACCAAUUAUUUUUUUUAAGACUUUGUUUUCCUGCCUCUUCUUCUCAUGCUAAAUAUUCAAUUUUAUGUGAAAAUGAUCCUGAGCCGUAUUAUUCCUCCAUCAAAGAGGAGUGUGUCAUCCCUGGCUGUGCCAGUGUUCCGCUCCUCUCAGAGAGCCAAAUGUGCGUCCGGAGCAGCCGUCACUCUAUUUCUUUCUCUCUCUAUUAUCCCUGAAGAAAACAUUGCCACCACCCUACAGGAUUUACACCCCCUCCACCGCCACGCUAAAACAGGAUUUUCUCCAGCUCGUUAUUGGAGCUGACAACUUCCCUUGUUCUAAUAAUGAUUAACUUCACAGCUCUCACCUCGCUUUCUAGAUUUUAAGUUCUAAUUCUCACAGAUACAUUGUUAAAAGUAGAGAAUGUGUGACGGCGGAAUCUUACUGUAUUCUUCAGAUAAAGACCUUGGCAUCAAAGCUAGUAGAGAGAGAAUGAGACUGUAAUAAAAAGAACCCUGCAGCGAUAGCAGGCAGGAACAAUAACAAUGUAUUACUGUUCUGAGAUAAGCCAAGCCACCACCAGCAGGACUAUAGAUCAUAUUCAGACUAACUCUAACCAGGCCUUUAUAUUGUGUUUUAAUAUUGAAACACAAUAAUGAAGUUGGCUCCUACUGGAUGUGUGUGUGUUGUAGGGAGGCCAAGCCGAGGAAGGAGCUCUAGGGCCGUCAGCAAUCCUAGCUUUACUGGAAGAAAAACAGGACCGUACACUCCUUUAAUUUGAACAUUUAAAUGAUUCACAGAGAUUUAAAUGUUACAAUUACAGAUACAGAAACAGACAUACGCACUCGCGCACACACACACUCUUACAUCAUACACCCAUUUACCCCAUGCACACACAUACACCACUGUGUGCAGUACUGGUCAUUGCUUGUGACAGCUGUGGUUAGUGUAGUGUCCUGGGGAAGUCAUGGCAUGUGACUGAGGGUUAGAAAUGUGUGAGUGCAGCACAUUUGAGAAACAGCACAGGCCACAUCACAUCAACCCCAAUGUGUCCAUGUUUUACUCACACUACUCUACUCUCUCUGACUCACACACUACACGGUCACAUACACACUUUCUACAGUACAGAUGUCGGAUCUUCAUUUGAUCACUGUUUUGUCGCAGAAAAAUGUCCUGCGCAUUAUGAAAUUCGAAUGAGCCUUGUGAUUUAGACACCUUCACUGAAAACCUACAGUUCUCUUUCUCUCUAUGCGGGGGCAGUCGAGUCAUUUGGACCAGUGCCAGCUAUCAAUAUCAUCCAAUCUCUCUCUCGCGCACAAAUGCUAAAAGCACCAGACAGAAUAUUAAGAAUUGUCCUACUGUUACUGUAGGCCUAUAGGUCUUAUUACUGUACUAUUCAAAUGUACAAAAAUGUAUCUGAAAUGCAUCCGUACACAUCAACAACCCUUGUUUUAUAUAGCUUAAUAACACAAGAUAGAUAUUGGCCUCCGCUACGACAAGUGUCAAGUGUAUCCAAAAUGAGGCCUAUCAAAACAUUAGUUUCCAUUCAUACAGUGUUAGGUAAAUUGCCACAGUAGAUUUGCCAUGGUAAACGAGGAAAUACUUUAUUUCUAUGGUACAGAAUGCUUGUCAAAUAGAUAAAUCGCCCUUAGUCUGUUCAAAAAGUUGUUCUGAUGAUAAGACGAACCAGAGGCCGAACAUAUCUUGAAAGACUUUGGUUGCAAGCAGGAAUAAAGUAACACGGACAUCAUCUUUUAGAAAGGGGUAAUGAGGUUGCAAAUGAGUUCAGCUGUGCAGGUGAAUUCAGCACGUGUUGAUGGUUUAAUGAGACAUCAUCUGGCGAUAAUCUAGUGCCAUCGAUGGUUGCAAUAGGCCCCUUGUAAUUUGAUUAAUGCUGCUUUCACGUGCUAGUCGGAACUAGGAAACUCUGAAAUGUUCGACUUGCUAACUGUUUAAAUGCGGCAGGUGUAUAACUACAACCAGUUAGCAAGUCUGACAUUUCUGAGUUUCCUAGUUUCGACUAGCAUGUGAAGGUGGCUUAUAUUCCAAUACUUUCUGUAGAAUAUUAAAGCUGAUCUAGUCACAUAAUGAAAGGUGUGAAAACCAAUAAUAGGCUACCGUUUGUGUUUCCCUGGCUGAGUUGAUGAGCUGAUUUGGGCCAUCAGCUGAUUUACAGAUGUAGGCCUACUGUAAAACAAUCAACUUUCCUCCAGUGUGGAUGCCCGCCCACUUUUUAUAGUUAGGCUAUGUAUACUGAAUAAAAAUAUAAACGCAACAUAAAGUAAAGUGUAAAGUGUUGGUCCCAUGUUUCAUGAGCUAAACUAAAAGAUGCCUGAAAUUUUCCAUACACACAAAAAGCUUAUUUCUCUCAUUUUUUUGGCACAAAUGUGUUUACAUCCCUGUUAGUGAGCAUUUGGUCCUUUGCUAAAAUAAUCCAUCCUCCUGACAGGUGUGGCAUAUCAAGAAGCUGAUUAAACAGCAUGAUCAUUACACAGGUCCACCUUGUGCUGGGGACAGUAAAAGGCCACUCUAAAAUGUGCAGUUUUGUCACACAACACAAUGCCACAGAUGUCUCAAGUUUUGAGGGAGCAUGCAAUUGACAUGCUGACUGCAGGAAUGUCCACCAGAGCUGUUGCCAGAGAAUUGAAUGUUCAUUUCUCUACCAUGACGUUGUUUUAGAGAAUUUGGCAGUAUGUCUAAUCGGCCUCACCACCGCAGACCACGUGUAACUUCGCCAGCCCAGGACCUCCACAUCCGGCUUCUUCACCUGCGGGAUCGUCUGGGGUGGAGGGGGGUGCUGAGGAGUAUUUCUGUCUGUAAUAAAGCCCUUUUGUGGGGAAAAACUCAUUCUGAUUGGCUGGGCCUGGCUCCUCAGUGGGUGGGCCUGGCUGCCAAGUGGGUGGGCCUAUGCCCUCCAAGGCCCACCCAUGGCUGCACCCCUGCCCAGUCGUGAAAUCCAUAGAUUAGGGCCUAAUGAAUUUAUUUAAUUUGACUGAUUUCCUUAUAUGAAUUGUAACUCAGUAAAAUCUUAGAAAUUGUUGCAUGUUGUGUUUAUAUUUUUGUUCAGUAUAUCUGCAAUAUUAAAGCUGAUCUACCCCCUUCAAACACCGCUUUCAGCUGCCCCCUGGCUGCGAUUUUAAAUAUGUCUUAAUUUCCUCCUGCGAUGAAAUGGGUCAAAUUAAGAUCCGACAUCUGUACAUACACUCUCUCACUUCCACAAACCACAACUAUUCCAAAUCAUCCUGAACAUCACACACUGUACUCAGUCUUACACACUAAACUUCCCUCUUAAAAAUUCCCACCUCAACACGGGGGCCCCUCAGGGGUGCGUGCUCAGUCCCCUCCUGUACUCCCUGUUCACCCAUGACUGCAUGGCCAGGCACGACUCCAACACCAUCAUUAAGUUUGCAGACAACACAACAGUGGUAGGCCUGAUCACCGACAACGAUGAGACAGCCUAUAGGAAGGAUGUCAGAGACCUGGCCGUGUGGUGCCAGGAUAACAACCUCUCCCUCAACGUGACCAAGACAAAGGAGAUGAUUGUGGACUACAGGAAAAAAAAGAGGACUGAGCACGCCCCCAUUCUCAUCGACGGGUCUGUAGUGGAACAGGUUGAGAGCUUUAAGUUCCUUGGUGUCCACAUCACCAACGCACUAUCAUGGUCCAAACACACUAAGACAGUCAUGAAGAGGGCACGACAAAGCCUAUUCCCCCACAGGAGACUGAAAAGAUUUGGCAUGGGUCCUCAGAUCCUCAAAAAGUUAUACAGCUGCACCAUCGAGAGCAUCCUGACUGGUUGCAUCACCGCCUGGUAUGGCAACUGCUCGGCCUCCGACCGCAAGGCACUACAGAGGGUAGUGCGUAGGGCCCAGUAUAUCACUGGGGCCAAGCUUCCUGCCAUCCAGGACCUCUAUACCAGGCAGUGUCAGAGGAAGGCCCUCAAAAUUGUCAAAGACUCCAGCCACCCUAGUCAUAGACUGUUCUCUCUGCUAUUGCACGGCAAGUGGUACCGGAGUGCCAAGUCUAGGUCCAAAAGACUUCUCAACAGCUUCUACCCCCAAGCCAUAAGACUCCUGAACAGCUAAUCAUGGCUACCCGGACUAUUUACACCCCCAGCCCAUAUUUUUACGCUGCUGCUACUCUGUUAAUUAUUUAUGCAUAGUCACUUUAACUCUACCCAUAUGUACAUAUUACCUCAACUACCUCAACUAGCCGGUGCCCCCGCACAUUGACUCUGCACCAGUACCCCACUGUAUAUAUAGCCUCCCUACUGUUAUUUUAUUUUACUUUUUUUCUCAACACUUUGUUGUUGUUGUUGUUUUAUUUUACUUUUUUUAUUAAGAAAUAAAUGCAUUGUUGGUUAAGGGCUGUAAGUAAGUAUUUCACGGUAAUGUCUACACCUGUUGUAUUCGGCGCAUGUGGCAAAUAAAAUUUGAUUUAAUUUGAAAAACAAGAAACAAACAACACAAAACACUCUAUAGUGAAUACACAUCUAUUACAGUGUAACCCUUCCUUCAACACAUUUCUCACAUUGCACCACUCCCCUCUACAGGACUCAUGUGAGAAGCCGGCAUAUUAUGAGAAGACGGUGACACUGUCCAAGGAGCCUCAUCACUCCCUGGGGAUGACGGUGGCAGGGGGCAUGUCCUCCCGCGGCUGGGAUCUCCCUGUCUAUGUCACUAACGUGGACCCCAACGGAGUGGUGGGACAGGAGGGAUCCAUCCGCAAAGGUACAGCCUGGUGAUAAACCUUCUACUGUACAUCACACACAGUCUCACACACACUCAAAGUCCCACACACACUUUGCCACACACACCCACAGAGUCCACCACACACUCAUACCAUAUACACUCACACACUCUCACUCAGGCAUAUGGUAGAUUAAAAUCCAAUGUUCCAAGAACGGAGUUUAGCUCAUAUUUCCUUGAAUUUCUCCAAUAUUGACAUGAUAGUUUAGUUUCUCUGUUCCGUGCAGUCCCUGCUGGUCUCCACGAUUCCAGCCUGCUGGUCUCCACGAUUCCAGAGUUGGUACUGCAGACAGGCUUCAUUUGUCAUGAGUUGUGCAUGUGACUUGUCCCUUGUGUAGAACAAACUGAUUGAGAUAAACAGUCAGACUCGUGUUUCAUUACCAAGGUUAUUUAUCCAACAGGAAACACAGAGGUAGUGCUGCGGUUCAGGGCUCGCCAAAUUGAGUCUAACACACAUACAUACAAACACACACACACACACACCAUGCUCAAAUUUGAUUAAGUAAGUUCCAGAGGAAAUGACAGGCUCCACUUUAUCAGCUCAUUAUACAAAAUCAGUCAGCUCUGAAAUAGACCAAACACAAACAGACGCACUCCCAAAAUGAUUGGAUACACUUGUGGCAGGCCUGUUAUGGCUACGUACUGCAGUGUGUGAAAGUAUAGGUGUGUUUGUGGGUGUGUGGGAUGUUGGAGCAUCUGAGGGAGCUCUCUGGUCCAGACCAGACAUCCAGAACCUCCUGCUGAUCCUAGGGAUCCACCUCAGAUAACCACAGUAUAGAGAGACCAGAUUUAAGAGAGACCAGAUUUAAGAGAGACCAGAUUUAGAGAGACCAGAUUUAACCCCGCUCUACCUGUCUGUCUGAACACACAAUCCCCUACAUCUGUGUGUGUGACUAGCUAGGUUUCCAUCCAAUUGGCGACAGAUCUUAAUGCGAAUAUUCUAAAAUCUGCGUAAAGAAAAUAUGUGCAUUUUCCCACCAGUGGUGUGUUUCCACCAAACUGACUUGUUGCAGAUAGAAGGUACGUGAUGACGUAGUGCACACAAAAUGUAAUUUCUCACUUGUGUUCAUGUACCGAAUAAAAAUCGGUGUGUUUCCAUCGCAUUUUAAACUCUACCUAUAGUUUUGUCAUACAAACUGUUGUGUUAAAUAGCAAAUGUGCAGACUCUGGUCUUGGCACACGUGCACUAGCCAACAGCUUGCAGAUACAGUGUAGGUAGGCUAGUCUACAUGAUGAGAUAAUUAUUGAUAAUAUUUGUAUUUGUCAAAUGGCAGUCAAGCAUUGAUCAUCAUGACACCAGAAUAAGACCCUAGGUAUUUAUUGGAAAGCAGCAUCAAGAUCAUCACCGUGCACUUUCACCAUCCUGUUUUUAUUUAACCUUUAUUUAACCAGGCAAGUCAAUUAAGAACAACUUCUUAUUUACAAUAACGCCCUGCAAGAGGCAAAAUGCCUCCUGUGGGGACAGGGGCAAAAAAAAUACAAUGUAAGACAAAACAGACAGACAGAAAACACUGGCAACAGCACAAAUACAACAGCAAACAAACUGUGGAUGUGUGUGACGUAAAACAACAUGCUUCCUUACAUAAGGCAACGCAAACUAGUGACAACUAGAAACAACUACAUGUCUCAAUAACCUGUUCAUCUAUUUGAACUCCUCCAGGGACCCCAGGUCCUGAAGUUUUAGGUUGGCUUGGAGGAAAUUCCAAGACCAGGGGGCUGAGUAAUGAAAGGACCUUUUUCCAUGCUCAGUUCUAACUUUCGGGACUCGUAGCAUAAAACUAGAUUGAGAUCUGAGCUUGUAUGUGUUUUCAUUUCGAGCUAGAAGAGAGAAUAGAUAAAAUGGAACUUUUCCUAAAAUGGCCUUAUAAAUAAGAACGUACCAGUGUUUGAGCCUGCGUGUUGCUAGGGAUGUCCACCCGACAGCACUGUAGAAAUCACAAUGGUGAGUUAGACGUCUCUGAUUGGUGACAAAACGAAGGGCUGCAUGAUACACAGUCAAGAGCCUUCAGUGUAGCUUGAAGUUUGCACAUAAAUAGUAUCACCAUAGUCCAACACAGAGAGAAAAGUACAACAAAUCAACUCCUUUCUGGCGGCAAAGGAAAAACAAGCUUUGUGCCGGUAAUAAAACCCAAUACGCAGCUUGAGUUUCCUGACAAGAUUCUCUACAUGGGUGGUGAAGCUUAACUUCUGAUCCACCCAAACGUUCAGAUAUUUGUAGGUUUUGACUUGCUCUACUGAAUGUCCUUCCAAGGUAGCAAUUACAUGGUUUUCAGAGUGUUUAGUAUUGGAAAAUACCAUGCAUUUUGUUUUAGAAUUCAGAACAAGCUUCAAAUUAUACAGAUUCUGUUGAUGUUAAAAGGUGUUUGAGCUUUUUCAAAAGCCAAAGUCAAACUGCUGCCACUUGAACAGGGCACAGUGUCAUCCGCAUAAAAAUGUACAUCAGCUGUCUCAAUAUAUCUCCCAAUGUUGGUGAUAUCAUUAACAGGGACCUAAAAUGUAUCCUUGCGGCACACCCGAGCACAACUCUACUGUGUCUGACUUAACACACUGGGUUCACUCCAGAGCAUAACCAGUAAUCCCAACACACUUCUAUCUUUGCACAAAGACAGUAUGGUUCACAGUGUCAAACGCCUUUGACAAGUCUAUGAAUACAUCCAGGGCACAUUGAACAUCAUUCAAAACCUUCAAAGUUGGGGUGUCCUGACAUGGCCAUACUCGUAUUUGUAAUCGUAUCCGUAAAUUGACAGUUGAUAGUCGGAUCGGAUGAUACUCGUGAUCGGAAAAAACUUAAACAUUUUAAUAUGCCUAAGUAGAUGUUGGCAAAAUACCUCCCUGCGCCAUUAUAGACCAAACAAGCUGCAGAUUAGGAGCCGCAGAGGUGUGUGUGUCCGACCUGUUUCUGUGUCCUCAACUUGCAGCGGGCAGACAAGUUUGCUAUCAGUCAGAAUGCACGUCGGCAUUUCAUCUUUUUUCCCUACCCUUGCCCUGAUUGUUAGAUAUUAUGAACAUUGAUAGCUUGAUAGCAAACUUCUUCCUUGCCAUUUGAUUUAUUAUAGUUGCAGGCUAGCAGGAGGCAGCAGCAGUCUGAAUGAUCAGACCGAAACAGAGAAGUGAAAGUGAUCGGGUGAAAUUAUGACGCGAGUGGACAGAUAAAUACAGCUUCACUCUAUCCAAUCAGAGCAGCAGGAUCAACGUACAGUCCGCCCUUCUCUUUACAGGCAGGCAAACUAGCCACUAGAGUUAUUUAGACCACGUAGCACCUCACUUGACUGACAUGAGAAAGACGCUUGCGUGCUGGCACCAGAAAAUCAGUGUUUCUCAGAUCACGGAUAAUUACAAAAAAUACUCUGAUCAUAAUCAUAUCCUGAAAAUUGCCCAUAUCCGUUACCAUACCCGUUUUGUCCGACUACUCGGCACACCUCUACCACACACCAUAUCAUCGUGUAACUCCAAGUUUACUUCGAUACGAUGGUUAUUAUAUAAUUAUUUGAGCUUCCACUGCCAUUCACACAUUAUUAAUUUUACGGACACCAAAAGAUGCCACCAUGUCGAACAAACAAAUUAUCUGUCAGCAUUUAUCAAAUUGUACUGAAACAAACCACAUUUUCAUCCAGUUUUGGGAUGGAAACAGGUUAUGUGUGAGGAGAGUGAUGAUGUCAGUCUGAUAUUCAGUGUGGUUAUCCCAUGACCUUCAUCAAAGGCAUGAUUCUGAGUGUAUUCCCAUGCAUAUCAGUUCUGUGAAUAUGUUUGUGUAUACAGCUGUCUACAUAAGAAUUAUCCCGAUUUUAACUGAGUAUCUGCAUAGUGCAUCCUAAUCAAAGGGGUGGAUGUCGUCCUUUGAGUAAGCCUCCUCUACAGAUGGCAGCUGGCUGUGCAGUGCUGUACUGUCCAAGCCCACCUUGAUUAUCUGGGAGGUAUUUCAUGUGCAGGUGGCUCUUUGUUCCCACUGCUUUGUGUUCCUGCGGGAGGUGAUUGAAUAUUCAAUAGGCAGACGGGAUGAGUCCUUGUCCCUGGGAAGUUUAGCUUUUGAAAGGUGUCAGAAUGGACAUUAGUCAGGGUAACAACACUGUGCUGAGUGGUGCCGUCUUCUGUCCUCCCAUCUCCCUGCAGGUGACAUCCUGCUGAACGUGAACGGGCUGGAUCUGACAGGGGUGACGCGGGGCGAGGCUGUGGCCAACCUGAAGAACACCACCUCCCCUGUGGUGCUCAAGGUCCUGGAGAUAAGGCCUCCAGAUGAAAUCCAGCAAGAGUGCCCCUCGCCCCCCUGCCUCUCGCCCUCGCCCACCAACAGCACCAAGCAGAGCCUCGCCACGCUGACACACACCGAUGACUACUCCCCAUUGUGGGUGUCAUGGCUGCAGUUGCCCAGGUAAGUGGCAGGACCCCUCCAGCUAGCCUUCUCUUAUCUCAGUCUCUCUCUCUCUCCUCCCCUCUCUGCCCUGACCAGCUGAGGCGUUGACAAGGGCCAACUGUGAGAGGAGGAGAGGAAGAAUGCUAAUUAUAUACACUACAUGCCAAGGUUUAGAACUCAGUCUGAACACGGUGGUACUGUUGCCCAGACACCAAUACUUGUUUGGCAUAUUCUUAAGCCCUGUUUGACAGACAAACAUACAGUGCCUUCAGAAAGUAUUCAUACCCCUUGACUUAAUCCACAUUUUGUUGUGUUACAGCCUGAUUUUUUUUUUUAAUGUCACCCAUCUACACACAAUACCCCAUAAAGACAAAAUGAAAAUAUGUUUUUAGAAAUGUUAGCAAAUUUAUUAAAAAAGAAAUAUAGAAAUGUUUUCACACCCCUUUGCUAUGACACUCUAAAUUGAGCUCAGGUGCAUCCAAUUACAACUUAAUUGGAGUCCACCUGUGGCCAAUUCAAUAGUUUGGACAUGAUUUAGAAAUAAACACACCGAUCUUUAUAAGGUCCCACAGUUGACAGUGCAUGUCAGGAUGCCCUGGUGACAGUUAGUACAGAGAUAGCCAAGGCCCUGACAAUAAAAGAGGUGAUGAGUGUUUUGUUUAUUUUGACAUUGAGAAAGCGGUUAACUGAUUAUGUGUCAGUGUAUGCGGCCGAGUUGAUGGCCAUGAUUAUAGGUUUGAGAUGGGUGGAGGAGGUGAAACCACUCAGAGUAUUGAUCUGCUCUGAUUCGGAAAGAUUUCUGGCUCCCAGGUGUCUUUUAUACAGGUAAUGAGCUGAGAUUAGGAGCACACUCUUAAAGGGAGUGCUCCUAAUGUCAGUUUGUUACCUGUAUAAAAGACACCUGUCCACAGAAGCAAUCAAUCAAUCAGAUUCCAAACUCUCCACCAUGGCCAAGACCAAAGAGCUCUCCAAGGAUGUCAGGGACAAGAUUGUAGACCUACACAAGGCUGGAAUGGGCUACAAGACCAUCGCCAAGCAGCUUGGUGAGAAGGUGACAACAGUUGGUGCGAUUAUUCGCAAAUGGAAGAAACACAAAAGAACUGUCAAUCUCCCUCGGCCUGGGGCUCCAUGCAUUCACCUAGUGGAAUUGCAAUGAUCAUGAGAAUGGUGAGGAAUCAGCCCAGAACUACAUGGGAGGAUCUUGUCAAUGAUCUCAAGGCAGCUGGGACCAUAGUCACCAAGAAAACAAUUGGUAACACACUACGCCGUGAAGGACUGAAAUCCUGCAGCGCCCGCAAGGUCCCCCUGCUCAAGAAAGCACAUAUACAUGCCCGUCUGAAGUUUGCCAAUGAACAAUUGAAUGAAUCAGAGGAGAACUGGGUGAAAGCGUUGUGGUCAGAUGAGACCAAAAUGGAGCUCUUUGGCAUCAACUUAACUCACCGUGUUUGGAGGAGGAGGAAUGCUGCCUAUGACCCCAAGAACACCAUCCCCACCGUCAAACAUGGAGGUGUUUUUCUGCUAAGGGGACAGGACAACUUCACCGCAUCAAAGGGAUGAUGGACGGGGCCAUGUACCGUCAAAUCUUGGGUGAGAACCUCCUUCCCUCAGCCAGGGCAUUGAAAAUGGGUCGUGGAUGGGUAUUCCAGCAUGACAAUGACCCAAAACACACGGCCAAGGCAACAAAGGAGUGGCUCAAGAAUAAGCACAUUAAGGUCCUGGAGUGGCCUAGCCAGUCUCCAGACUUUAAUCCCAUAGAAAAUCUGUGGAGGGAGCUGAAGGUUCGAGUUGCCAAACGUCAGGCUCGAAACCUUAAUGACUUGGAGAAGAUCUGCAAAGAGGAGUGGGACAAAAUCCCUCCUGAGAUGUGUGCAAACCUGGUGGCCAACUACAAGAAACGUCUGACCUCUGUGAUUGCCCACAAGGGUUUUGCAACCAAGUACUAAGUCAUGUUUUGCAGAGGGGUCAAAUACUUAUUUCCCUCAUUAAAAUGCAAAUCAAUUUAUAACAUUUUUGGACAUGCGUUUUUUUGUUGUUGUUAUUCUGUCUCUCACUAUUCAAAUAAACCUACCAUUAAAAUUAUAGACUGAUCAUUUCUUUGUCAGUGGGCAAACGUACAAAAUCAGCAGGGGAUCAAACACCUUUUUCCCUCACUAUAGGUAGGUCGUGACUGGCCUCACACUCCAGUACAGUAGGUGUCGGUGUAUGUACCUUAAAAAUUGGAUGUGAUCCACCGACCAAAUUCCAAAGAAGAAGAAGUGCACGUCAGAGCAGAAACUAUACUAUGAAGUCCAAGGAACUCUCAGUAUAUCUCAGAGAUAGAAUUGUGAUGAGGCAUAGAUCUGGGGAAGGGUAUAAAACAAUUUAUAUAGUGUUGAAAGUUACCAAGAGCACAGUGGUCUCCAUCAUUGGGAAAUUGAAAAAAUAUGGAACUACACACUGUCUAGAGCUGGUCGUCCGACCAAACUGAGCAACCGGGCAAGAAGGACCUUGGUCAGGGAGGUGACCAAGAACCCAAUGACCACUCUGACUGAACUACAGAGUUCCUUGGCCGAGAUGGGAGAACCUGCCAGAAGGACAACCGUCUCUACAGCACUUCACCAAUCUGGGCUUUAUGGGAGAGUGGCCAGAUGGAAGCCACUCCUGAGAAAAAGGCAUGACUGCACGCCUGUUGUUUGCAAAAAGGCACGUGAAAGACUCAGCGCACAAGACAAACGAUUCUGUGGUCUGAUGAGACAAAACUCUUUGGCCUGAAUGCAAAGCUCUAUGUCUGGAGAAAACCAGGCUAACACCAUCCCUACUGUGAAGCAUUGUGGUGGCAGCAUCAUGCUAUCGGGAUGCUUUUCAGAGGCAGGGACUGGGAGACUGGUAAGGGAACAAUAAAUGGAGCCAAAUACAGGAAAAUCCUAGAUGAGAACCUGCUUCAGAGUGCAAACGACCUUAGACUGGGGUGAAGAUUUACGUUCCAACAGGACAAUGACCCCAAGCAUACAGCCGAAACAACACUGGAAUGGCUUCAGAACAAGAAUGUGAAAGUCCUCGAGUGGCCUAGCCAAAGGCCAGACUUGAAUCCCAUUGAAAAUCUGUAGAAAGGCUUGAAGAUUGCUGUUCACUGCCGCUCCCCAUCGAAUUUAAGAAUUUGAGAAAAUCCCCAAAUCCAGAUGUGCGAAGUUGAUACAGACAUACCCAAGACGACUCAAAGCUGUAGUCGCCGCCAAAGGUGCUUCUACAAAGUAUUGACCCAGGGUUGUGAAUACUUAUGUAAAUGAGAUUUUUAUGUAUAACAUUUUCAAUAACUGUUCACAAAAAAUAUCUAAAUACAUGUUUUCUCUUUCAUUAUGGGGUAUUAUGUUUAGAUCGGUGAGAAAAAAAAUCUAUUGAAUCCAUUUUGAAUUCAGGUUGUAACAAAAUGUGGAAUAAGUCAAGGGGUAUGAAUACUUUCUGAAGGCACUGUACUUAAUGAGCUAAUGAACAUGUCUUGUUAUUUGAGUGAGGGCCUCAAUGAAAAGCACAGGCCAACAACUAAGGGAGGGUACAAAGACAUCUCAGGAUGUACAGGCCACAUUACAAGGCCAAUAUCGGAGAGAAGGGGAGAUGGAGGUUGAUGACAUAAUGAUGAAUAGACACUACUGUAUACAGCGUCAGGCCUUCUCUCCAUGGCCUUCAUUGUCUCUUGCUCAUCCUCAUCAUCACAUUCCAGUCUCAGACAUUGGUCACUCUGACACAUUCUCCACCACGUCCCCCUGUCAUCCCUCCCUCCUCCUUCUUUCUCCUCCUCAUGCUCAUUUAGGCAGCUUAGGAUAUGAGUAUGACAGUCACCGUUCCAACUUUAAAGGGAUUUGCUCAUGAGACAAGCCUUCCCAUCUCUCGCUCUCCUUCUCCUGGGGUGCGAUGUGUGGCAGAGGUGUUGGAUUGAGGUAUUAAUAAACCCCUCCAGAGGUCAGACUGGCAGAGCGAGGGGUAUUCCCGUUUCUCAUCAGAUCUGCCACUGCUGGUAUAAAACUGCUCUUACUGUAAAAAGUAAUAAUUCUGGAGUAGCUAAAACUCAAUUUCUCCCCAACCAGCAAAAUGUAUAAGAAAAGUGAAAACCAACUAGUGAAUCACCAUGGGAAUUCAGUCCAGACGGGUGACGGUUCUAACAGGAUUUGAAUGCAAUUUUCACUCACCUCUGGGCAGUGUGAGAGACUGAUACUAAAAUCGCUCCCUUCUCAGUACUGUAUUUUCACAGCUCUGCCUUACCUGUGGGGAAAAAUCAUUUCCCCAUUCUCGUUGGACAAUGGCCAAGCAGUUGUAUUUUCUGACAGACUUCCAUUGGACUCUGCAAUCUCACUGCUGCAUAUGUGCACACAGCACGGGCUGGGCACACAUGUGGAUGCUGGCAGCAGUCUAGAGAUUUCCUCAUCUCCCUUUUUGUCCUUUGCAGGCACCUGUACUGCUGCAAAGACAUUGUGCUGCGCCGGAGUGCCUCUGGCAGCCUAGGCUUCAGCAUCGUGGGGGGGCAGGAGGAGGUCAACUGCAAUCAGUCCUUCUUCAUCCGCUCCAUCUUGGAGGGCAUGCCAGCCUACAACGAUGGCAGGAUACGGUACAGACUACAAAACCUAGGACACACACUGGCCAAAGAACCUAUAGAACUGGCUAACGCAUGUCUGCUGAAUCUUCUAUUUUUCUGUGACAGAUUAUAUCCAGUAUUGACCUAAUCAUUACAGUAUUCUUGUAUUUACACAUUGCAAGCGUUGCUCUAUGGGCCUCCUGUACUUGACUGAGUCCAUCUCUAUGGUUGUUAAACUCUGCAUUAACCCCCCCUCUCUCACUCUCUGUGUGUAGGUGUGGGGACAUUCUGCUGGAGGUGAAUGGAAAGAGUACGUGGGGGAUGACACACACAGCCCUGGUGCGUCUGCUGAAGGAGCUGCGAGGCAGAAUCACCCUGACCAUCGUGUCCUGGCCAGGCAGCCUGUUGUAGCCCCGCUGCAGUCACGCAUCCAUGGGGAGGGGCCAACACUGACCAAGGAAUGUGGGCGGAGCUUUAGACUGGCUUACAACGCUGAGCCCUACCUUAUGGGACGGGGCUUACACUAGUGAUGUAGCUAUGGAAGGCGGACCUUAGAACCCUGACUCCCGAUGGACAGCUGAGAUUUUGCCAGGAGUUCAGAGGGGGCCAACCAACCAUGUGACAGGAGUUUGACCAAACCCCCCCAAAGACACUGAGCUGUGAGGAUGUGGAUCUGUGGCCCUACCCCUGGGAUAUAUGGAGCAAUCUGAUUGGAGGAGAGUCUUGUUCUCUGACACAGCAUCCAAUAAGGGGGGUGGGUGGUUGGGAGGGGAAACAAGUUGCCAAUUAGUUCUAUGUUAGAGUAUGCAUUUAAUUGGACUCGCAUUUCUAUACUGUAACUGUUGGAUGUCAAAAAAAAAAUACUGAUUCAAGUACUAUGUUUCUCUUUUCACGUUUGUUUGAUGGCCUUUGAAUAUAGGCUUCGUUACGUUUGUACUGACAGUGGCUUUAAUCUUCAUCUGUUGAGACUGAGGACACAUUGCCAAGUAGUUGUCUGUGUUGAGAUGUUUUCAGAAGCUGUUGCUAAAUUAUCAAACCACUGGCAAAAGUAUAGUAAAAAAUAAAGUAAAAAUGUGUUCAUAAUCUGUUAAAAGUAAUAUUAAGGUGAAAUCGUGGAGCCUUACGGAUUUUCCUACUUUUGAGAAGAAAAAAACUAACUGACUUGGUUUCUGUGUGUGUUUCCGUGGAUGAGUCUGGUCAAGGGCCAUCUAACGCAGUUCUCUCUCACGCUUCGGCCUGUGUAGUAUAUCUGAUGGUACCUUUGGUAAAAUAAUCAAUAAAGUCAUUUGAAAAGGACACUUGUCAGAGCUUUGGCAAGGGUUGGGGGUUUGGGUUCACGUUAAAUUACCUGGGAUAAGAUAUAUAUUUAACACAGCUCACUCAAAUUUGAACCAUUCAACUGAGGUCCAGUCAGCUCCUUUAUCCAAACAUAUCUCUUAAAUUAUAAAUAAAUGAAACAAACACGUCUCUCAGGUGAGUCAAAAUAUACAAGUUGUAUACAACGUAUACAUAAAACAAUGCUUUGGGUUUUUCACCUUCAAAGUGAACUGAAAUAUAUUAAUAGAGCAGUCCAGUCUCUGAUAUGUUAAACAAAAUGCCUGAGGGUCACACCGGGUCCUCCUAUUGGCUGGUGAGAGGGACAGAGAGUUACUCUGUGGGCUCUGAUUGGUUCUCCUGGUCAGCAGAGAGUUCCUGGCUGGGCUCCUUGUCCUCUCUGCUCCUCUUGACCUUCUUGUGUUUGUGUCUCCGAUGACUGUCCCCCUCCUCACUCUCAUGUCUCCUCCUGCUGCUACUGUUAACACAGACAGACAAUCACUGGUUACUUACACUGUCUACCUGAACAUGUCUGUGUCUACUGUGUGUCUACUAGAGUGUGUCUGUGUGGGUGUGUGUUGUACCUGCUUGAGGACUUGUGUCUCCCCUCCUCUUUGUCUCGGUGUCUCUUCUCUCGGUGUCUCUCUUCUUUCUCUCUGCUGGAUCUCUCGUGGUGGUGUCGCUCGUAUCCUCUCUCCCCAUAGUCCCUGUGCCGGUGCCGCUCCUCCUCACUGCAACAACUCACUGGUCAAUAACCACAAACACUGCUUCCUCACUGGACGUCGCUGAAACAUUGAGCCUUCUUAUUGGACAAUGGAUACUACAGUGGCAAAAAUGGUGAUAAGCUAAGUAACAUGAUUCUAUUGGCCCAUUUUCUCUGCUCUCUCCUCGUGUUUUGCAGGGUCGUUUCAGUAGAAAGGCUGGACCCAGACGAUAGCAGCACCUUUACCCAAAGCUCUGUUUGGCUUUAGUUUAAUAGCAUGGUGUGGUGCAGCCUUUGAGGAACACAAAGCCCACCCCUGUCCUCCUGUGACCUUUAGAUGAAAGCAUCCCCCCUCUCCUCUGGACUCAACAAACAGCUCCAUUAUUUACUGGAGGACUUCUGGUUCCACAGGGCCAUGCUCUUUCACACCAUCAUUCAUUAACUCACACCUUCCCUGCCCUCUCACGACCUUAGCGGUCUCUUUGUCACACAGCACACACGCAUCCAAACACACGGUGGAGGGGUAUUUGUUAUGCUGCAGAGCUGCAGGUAGGACACAGUGACAGCAGCUGAAACAGACAUGCACCUCCAGUCUUCUAAAGCAGGGGUAAAAAAAUAUAUAUAUGUCAAGGGCUGGGCGGUAUACCGUAUUUUACUAUAUAUCAGUAUUGAUGCAUGGACGGGUUUGAGUUUUUACUUUAAUUUCUAUAACAGUAUUUCAAUGUUGGGUUUGUUAGAUGUGAUAUCCAACUCCGGCGCGUAUAAUGUCUGUAUAUUCUACUUUGUCUUUUCUUAGAAAGGUGUUGCUACAAUAAUUUGUGUUAGCCGCUAAUGCUAAUUGCUAGUUGUCUGGCUAGGAGAGUUGGGCCAGUAACCGAAGGUUGCUGGAUCGAAUCCCCGAGCUGACAAGGUACAAAUCUGUAAUUCUGCCCCUGAGCAAGGCAGUUAACCCACUGUUCCCCGGGCGCCGAUGACGUGGAUGUUGAUUAAGGCAGCCCCCCGCACCUCUUUGAUUCAGAGGGGUUGGGUUAAAUGCGGAAGACACAUUUCAGUUGAAUGAAUUCAGUUGGUAUCCCCCUUUCCCUUAGCUAGCUUUGUAAAUGUAUGAAGAGUCAGAGCAAACGUAGCUAGCUAGCUAAUACUGCCUGCUACCAGUGCUGGUGUAGGCCUAGAUAAGCAUGUUUGUGCAACGGUAUCUUAUCAGAGGAAUAAGCGAAGGAUGAAUAUGUUAGCUAGCUACAUGUAGUAAGAAAACAUGUAAGGUAACAUCUAAUUAAGGUCACCUGGAAACACUGACCAACACUUUGAUUCCUACCCUGUCAAUAAUGCCGUUGUCAUGUCAAACAACAAUUUAUUUAAGGUGCUGCCCACUAUAUUCCAACUAUAGAAUUAGAAUAAUCAUUAUAUUUCCAUGAUUCCAACAGUUCACCAAUUAACUAGGCCUAUAUUUUUUGUCCAUAUCAUGCUGCGUGGCACAGUCUGGAAAUUAUAAUAAAAGUGCAGGAAAUGCAUAAAUUGAUAAAUGCUGAAAAUGUGUUUUGUUUGGAGUUGGAUUGAACAGUAUAAAUGGAGAAAGCCCCAUUGAAAUCACUUAUAAUUUGUGUUGCCACCCUAGGGUCAUGAACUACACAAAGCAUAUUUAGAACGUAUAUUAUUCAAAAACAUAAAAUACGGUCAAAAAUAUCGUGAUAUGAUAUUUUGUCCAUAUCGCCCAGCACUAUCAAAGACCCCAAAAUAUGAUUUAGCCCCUGGAAGAGGACCCCUUUAAAAAAAAAAAAAUCACAAGACAUCAUCUCACAUUUUCUGCUGAUCCCCUUAUGCCCCCUUCAGACCCGUUUGAAAAUCCCUGUCCUAAAGGGCUGAAAUCUCACAGAGCACAAGUGGUGGUUUCUAUAAUAAUGACUACAGAGAAGAGAAUACGCAUGUGUAUUGGAUUUCAAAAUAGAUGAGAGCAAGGAACUUUCAGUCCAUAGGACUACGUAGUAGUAACGUGUGAAGACGGGGUUGCAGUGUAUAGCUGCCGUUUUACAGGCUCCUGACAAAUUCUACUAUUUUGUGUGUUUUUUUCCCGCUGGUCUUAACUUUUUAGUACAUAAUAUUCCCGCCAUCAUUUCCUAUGACCGAAAACAGCUUCUGGACAUCAGAACAUAUAUCUACUUCAACGAGUCGGCAGCUGUGGAUGUACUGCUCACUCCGGCCCUAAUCCCCGGGACCCGAAAGAGGACGAGUAUAAACCCCCUCUACCCUCCGUUCAACUGGCGUACGUACAAUCACUAGAUAACAAAAUGGACAAGAUCCAUUCGAGAUGAUCCUAUCAACGGGACCUGAAGAACUGUAAUAUCCUAUGUUUCUCGGAGUUGUGGCUGAACAAGGACAUGGAUAAUGUACAUCUAGCUGGUUUUUCUAUGCACUAAGACCGCACUAAACGAGCUGUAUAGGGCCAUAAGCAAACAAGAAAAUGCACAUCCAGAGGCAGCGCUCCUAGAGGCCGGUGAUUUUAAUGCAGGGACUCCGAAAUCCGUCUUACCAGCAUGUCACCUGUGCAAUUAGAGGCGAUAAAGACUCUAGAUAACCUUUACUCCACACAAAGAAACGCAUACAAAGUUUUGGCAAAUCAGACCAUAACUCGAUCUUCAGAAUUCCUGCUUACAAACAAAAAUUCAAACAGGAAGUACCAGUGAAGCGCUCAAUACAGAAGUGGUCCGAUGAAACGGAUGUAUAUAUGUGGACACCUGCUCGUCGAACAUCUCAUUCCAAAAUCAUGGGCAUUCAUAUGGAGUUGGUCCCCCCUUUGCUGCUAUAACAGCCUCCACUUCUAGGAAGGCUUUCCACAAGAUGUUGGAAAAUUGCUGCGGGGACUUCCAUUCAGCCACAAGAGCAUUAGUGAGGUUGGGCACUGAUGUUGGGCGAUUAGGCCUGGCUCGCAGUCGGCGUUCCAAUUCAUCCCAAAGGUGUUUGAUGGGGUUGAGGUCAGGGCUCUGUACAGGCAAGUCAAGUUCUUCCACACCAAUCUCAACAAACCAUUUCUGUAUGGACCUCGCUUAAGAUAUCCCUUCACUGGAACUAAGGGGCCUAGCCCGAACCAUGAAAAACAGUGCCAGACAAUUAUUACUCCUCUACCAAACUUUACAGUUGGCACUAUGCAUUGGGGCAGGUAGCGUUCUCCUGGCAUCUGCUAAACCCAGAUUUGUCCGCCAGACUGCCAGAUGAUGAAGCGUGAUUCAUCACUCCAGAGAAUGAGUUGUCACUGCUCCAGAGUCCAAUGGCAGCAAGCUUUACACCACUCCAGCCUACGCUUAGCAUUACGCACAGUGAUCUUAGGCUUGUGUGGGGCUGCUUGGCCAUGGACACCCAUUUCAUGAAGCCCCUGACAAACUGUUAUUGUGCUGAAGUUGCUUCCAGAGGCAGUUUGGAACUCUGUAGUGAAUGUUGCAACCGAGGACAGAUUAUUUUUUAUAUGUUACGCGCUUCAGCACUCGGUGGUCCCGUUCUGUGAGCUUGUAUGGCCUACCACUUCGCGGCUGAGCCGUUGUUGCUGCUAGACGUUUCCACUUCACAAUAACAGCACUUACAGUUGACCGGGGAAGCUCUAGCAGGGCAGAAAUUUGACGAACUGACUUGUUGGAAAGGUGGCAUCCUAUGACAGUGCCACGUUGAAAGUCACUGAGCUCUUCAGUAAGACCAUUCUACUGCCAAUGUUUCUCUAUGGAGAUUGAAUGGCUGUGUGCUCGAUUUUUUACACCUGUCAGCAACAGAUGUGGCUGAAAUAGCCAAAUCCAGUAAUUUGAAGGGGUGUCCACAACUUGGUAUAUAUAGGUUAUUCUUGUCUGUGCUAGCGAAACAAUCCUGUAGCUUAGCAUCCGCUUCAUCGGACCACCUCCGUAUUGAGCGUGUCACUGGUACUUCCUGUUUGAGUUUUUGCUUGUAAGCAGGAAUUAGGAGGAUAGAGUAAUGGUCUGAUUUGCCAAUGAGAGGGCAACGGGGGGCCUUGUAUGCGUUUCUGUGUGUGGCGUAAACGUGAUCAAGAGUUUUGUGGCCUCUACUUGCACAGGUGACAUGCUGGUAAAACAUUUGUAAAACGGAUUUCAGUUUCCCUGCAUUAAAAUCACCGGCCACAAGAAAUGCUGCCUCUGGAUGUGCAUUUUCUUGUUUGCUUAUGGCCCUAUACAGCUCGUUGAGUGCGGUCUUAGUGCCAGCAUCGGUUUGUUGUGGUAAAUAGACUGCUAUGAAAAAUAUAGAUGAAAACUCUUGAUAAAUACACUGAACAAAAAUAUAAAACGCAACAUGCAACAAUUUCAAAGACUUGACUGAGUUACAGUUCAUAGAAGGAAAUCAGUCAAUUUAAAUAAAUAAAUUAGGCCCUAAUCUAUGGAUUGCACAUGACUGGGAAUACAGAUAUGCAUCUGUUGGUCAGAUAGAGGUAGGGGUGUGGAUCAGAAAACGAGUCAGUAUCUGGUGAGACCACCAUUUGCUCAUGCAGUGCAACAUCUCCUUCGCAUAGAGUUGAUCAGGCUGUUGAUUGUGGCCUGUGGAAUGUUGUCCCACUCCUCUUCAAUGGCUGUGUGAAGUUCCGGGAUAUUGGCGGGAACUGGAACAUGCUGUCGUACACAUCGAUCCAGAGCAUCCCAAACAAGUAACAUGUAUUUUGUUUAAAAGCUCUGACGAAGGCAAAGAGAACAAGAAACACUUUUCAAUGAGAAAGCAGAAAUCCACGUAACUUAUUUUUUACAUACAUUGGUUUUCUGACACGGCCAGUAAGACGGCUACUAUCCACUGCAGUGCUAUCUUACUAAAGUAUUAGCGAUACUAUCUUAGUCCUCGAUGCUCCGUUAUUAAAAUACAUGUUUUGUUCCAUGAAGUAAUCCAACAAUAUGUACGCCGCCAUCUUGUUUAUUUCAAGCCUUAAUAAUAAUAACAUAAUAUGCCAUUUAGCAGACACUUUUAUCCAAAGUGACUUACAGUCAUGUGUGCAUACAUUUUAACGUAUGGUUGGUCCCGGGGAUCGAACCCACUACCCUGGCGUUACAAGCGCCAUGCUCUACCAAAUGAGCUACAGAGGACCAAGUCUUCUCUCAUUGAUCGAGACAGGCGUCUGUCAUUAUGACAUGUGGCACUUUCGGGUGGACCCACCUGUCUCAAUCAAUUUGAAAAAGAUGGCAGUGUACCCAGUUGGAUUACUUCAUGUAUCAAAAUAGGGAUUUAUUUUAAUAAUGGAGCAUUUUCUAAAUUAAAACGGACCCCUUGCAACUGAACACAGAUAUUUUAUGAGACUCCUGUUUCCAUGAAUCGAGGACGAAGAUAGUAUCACCAAUACCAGGUUAGUUGAAACAUUUCUGCCAACGUUUUGUAUAGCCACACCUGUAACUACCAGUAUAAUGGUCCAACAUUUUUGGGUUAAAUCACAUCAUCUGGUGUUACAAUCUGUAGCUAGUAUUAAGAGUGAUUAAAGCCAAACCAGAGGUGCGUUGAACAAGGGAAAACGUUCGCUAAUGCUAGCUAACAUAUUAAAAAACAACUUGACAGAGAUAGAGAGAGAGCGAGAGAGAAUUGGAAAGGGCACUAGAACAGUCUGCAGCACCCGGCCUCACCCUACUUGAAUCUGAAGUUAGAUGUCUGCUGAUGAGCUGGUGCUUCUGUCCCCAACCAAGGAGGGCUGUGAACGAUCUGAGAUACAAGGCAAGAAGGGCCUUCUACCAGAGAGAGAGCGAGCUACGGUUAAAGGACUCAUUCAAUAUUUGGGCACUGGCAGUUAUUCUAUUACCAGUGGGAGUGCAGACCUGAGGGCCCAUUUACAGUCUUCCACAGUUGUUAGCACUAACACACUUAUACCCACUUCACACAGAGUCACUGUAACUGUGAAUGAAUAAGUGUGUGCUUCCUAGUGCAGGUUUAAUACAGGAACAAAUCUAUGCGUGAGAAUGAGCUAUGUAUCCCUGUAAGCCUGGGGAACAAGAAUGUGUUUCCAAAUUCAGUCUCCAUUAACACUGAACAGAUACAAACCACCUGUGUAGAUGUGUCAGAAAGAGAAAGUGUGUGUAAUAUUUACAUAUUGAUUACUAUUAUAACACUCAGAACACUAAUACAAUCCCUGUGUGUGUGUGUGUGUGUGUGUGUGUGUGUGUGUGUGUGUGUGUUGCCCUGCCAGCUGGAGAGAGGACAAUCCCAGCCCCUCCAUACUAGGCUACAGGGAUGAGAUGAGAUCACAUUCAGAGGACAAGUGUUCACCAAAUGGCCAACCAGCUACCCAGGGCUGUCUGCAUCAGGCAGAAGAGAGAGAGAGAAAAUGUGCUAGUGAGUGUAAAUGUGUGAGUGGUUGGUGUCUUUAGGAGGAGGUGAGUCUGACUGUUCUGUGUUGCAUUAGCUAGUGUUAGCCUAGGUGCUAACUCCCAAACAUGCCUGGCUGGUGGUCGUGCCAGAAGCUGGUGCCCAGAGAGGGCUGUCCCAGUCAGGCUGUGACUCAGAGUGUAUCAGUUGUGCUAAGCAGAGCCCUUAAAGAGCAGACUGCAGCCAGAACACAGACCACUGACACCACUAUGCAACCAGGGUGGCUAUAGGCCAGAAGGGAUGAGACUCUGCUGCCAACACACACACAGAAAAUACAUCACUCACUACUCAAAAUAAAUACCAUUGGCACACCUCCAUGUACCCAACAUACAUCAUACCAUGUGAUCAGAAUGCAGCGCGGGUGCACACACACACACCGGAGGUGUGAACACCCAGGGAGGGAGACAGGGAAACAGGAGCUCUCCAUUGGGACCAGAACAGGACCACAGUGGCUUUAAGAGCAGUUCUGUCUGUCUGUUCCAGUGGGCCUGUCACACAAAUGGCUGUCCCUCCCCGACUUCCUCCUCUCCUCUUGCGGUUACGUUACAGCCUCACAGCCCCUCUUCCCUCAUAUGACAUGAAACACAGCUCUCCCCCAUAUGAUCCAUCGCAUGACCUACUGCAGCAAAGAGUUGCGAACAGAAAGACACUAGAUUAAGAAGAACAUAACUAGUCAUAGUGUUUUUAGGAGGGAGAAUGACUGUGUGAAUGUGUAGGGAUUCUGUAAAGUAGGCACAUUGAGAUGGAGGGUUGGUAAUUUGUCUGAGUUUAUAUAAAUUAAUGAGACAUCUGGCUACUGGUCAACCUUAGUGUGCUGUGGAAAUGUAGGGCAGGUGAGUGUGUGUGUAGAUGGUCGACUCAGACUGUAGGGCAGUAGAGUAGAGCACUGAAAAUAGGAACUAGGUGAAAAUAGGAACUAGGAUCACAUGGGAGCUUGUCAUCAGCUGGCCAUCAGCAGAGAGCUACAGUACUGAGGGGACAGACAGGGCUCAUCUAGGAGAGAACAGCAGAGACCCUGCGUAGAUCUACCAGACUGGAAAACACUGGGACAUUUGGUUGAAAGAAUAUAACUUUCUCUAUGCCCUAGUUCAAAUAGCGUUCUAUCGCCGCACCGAACUAAAAAAAUAUGUAACUUUCUCUUUUGAAGAAUGUCUUUGGAAGAACGGCGAUAGAGUGCCAUCUGAAACAAGAGUGCGCCUCGUCUGACUAUGACGAUAGUUCGGCAGCCUCUGCCGCUCUUUCGGCGCGGUGCGGGUGAAGCACGUCUUUGUUUCAUGCAGUGCGCCAGAGCAGUUCUUCCACUGUCGGGAGAACUGGUAA